AAGGAUAUAUCUAUUGGAAGAGGGGAACUUAAUGUGUGCCCCUUUUGGCACGACAGGUGGAGGACGAAAAGCAAUCAUGGAAAUAAGAACAAAUAUCAGAGAUAAAUUAUUAUUAUUAUUAUUAACGUCGUUAUGUGGUGUCUCGCUCUCGGGGUGGGGCACAGAGGCCUACCCAACAGGUGCCCCACCCUCAGCUUGCCUUGAUAUGAUACCUGUAGGACAUGGAGUCGACGGACAGACGACAACGAGUCCGUAUUCGAUCUCGGUGGAUAUGGCAUCGUAUUCACCAGGCGGAAUUGUAACAGUCCGGAUAACUGGAGAUCAAACGUUACGGGGUCUUCUCAUGCAAGCCAGACUGGUCGGAUCACCUGCAGCCGUUGGCACAUGGUCUGACUUCCCGGAUACAUUUCAAACGAACAACUUUUUAGCGACCGGAGAUUCGGUUACCCACACGGAGAGCUCGGAUAAGAAUCCGUCGGAUCUUACGUUUAUGUGGCAGGCACCAUCCGCCGGAGUUGGCGAUAUUCAGUUUGUUGGAACGUUUGUACAAGAACGGAGGAUAUUCUGGGUACAAGUCAAAUCGAGAACAUUGACGCAAAGAGUUAUGAAUCCAUGCAUGUCGGAGCCAUGUCAAAAUGGCGGACGAUGUUUUGCUCAGUCAGACAACACAGCCUAUAGAUGUAUUUGUCCGGGAAACGUUUUUGGUACAAAUUGUGAAGCGGUCCUGACGGUACAGCAAACAACGGUUGCCCCACCCACUGGCCCUUGUAUCCCAUCUCCAUGUCAGAAUGGUGGCCUGUGUUUUAUGAGUGGUGACGAUACAGAUUACACCUGUGCCUGUCCAACAGGAUUUUCUGGAAUGAACUGUGAAUUGUCAGCGCUUACUGCAGUGACUGCUGCUCCUACCGCCACUGGCCCUUGUAUCUCAUCUCCGUGUCAGAAUGGUGGCCUGUGUUUUAUGAGUGGUGAUGAUACUGAUUACACCUGCGCAUGUCCAACAGGAUUUUCUGGAAUGAACUGUGACUUGUCAGCGCUUACUGCAGUGACUGCUGCUCGUACCGCCACUGGCCCUUGUAUCUCAUCUCCAUGUCAGAAUGGUGGCAUGUGUUUUAUGAGUGGUGAUGAUACUGAUUACACCUGCGCAUGUCCAACAGGAUUUUCUGGAAUGAACUGUGACUUGUCAGCGCUUACUGCAGUGACUGCUGCUCCUACCGCCACUGGCCCUUGUAUCCCAACUCCAUGUCAGAAUGGUGGCCUCUGUUUUAUGAGUGGUGAUGAUACUGAUUACACCUGCGUAUGUCUAACAGGAUUUUCUGGAAUGAACUGUGAAUUGUCAGCGCUUACGGCAGUGACUGCUGCUCCUACCGCCACUGGCCCUUGUAUCCCAUCUCCAUGUCAGAAUGGUGGCCUGUGUUUUAUGAGUGGUGAUGAUACAGAUUACACCUGUGCCUGUCCAACAGGAUUUUUUGGAAUGAACUGUGAAUUGUCAGCGCUUACUGCAGUGACUGCUGCUCCUACCGCCACUGGCCCUUGUAUCUCAUCUCCAUGUCAGAAUGGUGGCCUGUGUUUUAUGAGUGGUGAUGAUACUGAUUACAACUGCGCCUGUCCACCAGGAUUUUCUGGAAUGAACUGUGAAUUGUCAGCGCUUACUGCAGUGACUGCUGCUCCUACCGCCACUGGCCCUUGUUUCCCAUCUCCAUGUCAGAAUGGUGGCCUGUGUUUUAUGAGUGGUGAUGAUACUGAUUACACCUGUGCCUGUCCAACAGGAUUUUCUGGAAUGAACUGUGAAUUGUCAGCGCUUACUGCAGUGACUGCUGCUCCUACCGCCACUGGCCCUUGUAUCUCAUCUCCGUGUCAGAAUGGUGGCAUGUGUUUUAUGAGUGGUGAUGAUACUGAUUACACCUGCGCAUGUCCAACAGGAUUUUCUGGAAUGAACUGUGACUUGUCAGCGCUUACUGCAGUGACUGCUGCUCCUACCGCCACUGGCCCUUGUAUCCCAACUCCAUGUCAGAAUGGUGGCCUCUGUUUUAUGAGUGGUGAUGAUACUGAUUACACCUGCGUAUGUCUAACAGGAUUUUCUGGAAUGAACUGUGAAUUGUCAGCGCUUACGGCAGUGACUGCUGCUCCUACCGCCACUGGCCCUUGUAUCUCAUCUCCAUGUCAGAAUGGUGGCCUGUGUUUUAUGAGUGGUGAUGAUACAGAUUACACCUGUGCCUGUCCAACAGGAUUUUUUGGAAUGAACUGUGAAUUGUCAGCGCUUACUGCAGUGACUGCUGCUCCUACCGCCACUGGCCCUUGUAUCUCAUCUCCGUGUCAGAAUGGUGGCAUGUGUUUUAUGAGUGGUGAUGAUACUGAUUACACCUGCGCAUGUCCAACAGGAUUUUCUGGAAUGAACUGUGACUUGUCAGCGCUUACUGCAGUGACUGCUGCUCCUACAGCCACUGGCCCUUGUAUCUCAUCUCCAUGUCAGAAUGGUGGCCUGUGUUUUAUGAGUGGUGAUGAUACAGAUUACACCUGUGCCUGUCCAACAGGAUUUUUUGGAAUGAACUGUGAAUUGUCAGCGCUUACUGCAGUGACUGCUGCUCCUACCGCACUGACUAACCCAUGCCUGUCGGAACCAUGUCAAAAUGACGGACAAUGUUUCUCUAAGUCGGACCACACAACUUAUACAUGUAUUUGUCCGGAAAACUUAUUUGGUAUAAAUUGUGAAGGAUUUGCGUCGGUACAGCAAACAACGGUUGCUCCAGCACCCAUGGGAUCUUGUACCUCGCUUCCUUGUCAGAAUGGUGGCCUGUGUUUUAUGAGUGGUGAUGAUACUGAUUACACCUGCGCAUGUCCAACGGGAUAUUUUGGAAUGAACUGUGAAUUGUCAGCGCUUACUGCAGUGACUGCUGCUCCUACCGCCACUGGCCCUUGUAUCUCAUCUCCAUGUCAGAAUGGUGGCCUCUGUUUUAUGAGUGGUGAUGAUACCGAUUACAACUGCGCCUGUCCACCAGGAUUUUCUGGAAUGAACUGUGAAUUGUCAGCGCUUACUGCAGUGACUGUUGCUCCUACCGCCACUGGCCCUUGUAUCCCAACUCCAUGUCAGAAUGGUGGCCUCUGUUUUAUGAGUGGUGAUGAUACUGAUUACACCUGCGUAUGUCUAACAGGAUUUUCUGGAAUGAACUGUGAAUUGUCAGCGCUUACGGCAGUGACUGCUGCUCCUACCGCCACUGGCCCUUGUAUCCCAACUCCAUGUCAGAAUGGUGGCCUGUGUUUUAUGAGUGGUGAUGAUACAGAUUACACCUGUGCCUGUCCAACAGGAUUUUUUGGAAUGAACUGUGAAUUGUCAGCGCUUACGGCAGUGACUGCUGCUCCUACCGCCACUGGCCCUUGUAUCCCAACUCCAUGUCAGAAUGGUGGCCUCUGUUUUAUGAGUGGUGAUGAUACUGAUUACACCUGCGUAUGUCUAACAGGAUUUUCUGGAAUGAAUUGUGAAUUGUCAGCGCUUACGGCAGUGACUGCUGCUCCUACCGCCACUGGCCCUUGUAUCUCAUCUCCGUGUCAGAAUGGUGGCAUGUGUUUUAUGAGUGGUGAUGAUACUGAUUACACCUGCGCAUGUCCAACAGGAUUUUCUGGAAUGCACUGUGACUUGUCAGCGCUUACUGCUGUGACUGCUGCUCCUACCGCCACUGGCCCUUGUAUCCCAACUCCAUGUCAAAAUGGUGGCCUCUGUUUUAUGAGUGGUGAUGAUACUGAUUACACCUGCGUAUGUCUAACAGGAUUUUCUGGAAUGAACUGUGAAUUGUCAGCGCUUACGGCAGUGACUGCUGCUCCUACCGCCACUGGCCCUUGUAUCUCAUCUCCAUGUCAGAAUGGUGGCCUGUGUUUUAUGAGUGGUGAUGAUACAGAUUACACCUGUGCCUGUCCAACAGGAUUUUUUGGAAUGAACUGUGAAUUGUCAGCGCUUACUGCAGUGACUGCUGCUCCUACCGCCACUGGUCCUUGUAUCUCAUCUCCAUGUCAGAAUGGUGGCCUGUGUUUUAUGAGUGGUGACGAUACUGCUUACACCUGCGCAUGUCCAACAGGAUUUUUUGGAAUGAACUGUGAAUUGUCAGCGUUUACUGCAGUGACUGCUGCUCCUACCGCCACUGGCCCUUGUAUCCCAACUCCAUGUCAGAAUGGUGGCCUCUGUUUUAUGAGUGGUGAUGAUACUGAUUACACCUGCGUAUGUCUAACAGGAUUUUUUGGAAUGAACUGUGAAUUGUCGGCGCUUACUGCAGUGACUGCUGCUCCUACCGCCACUGGCCCUUGUAUCUCAUCUCCAUGUCAGAAUGGUGGCCUGUGUUUUAUGAGUGGUGAUGAUACUGAUUACGCCUGCGUCUGUCCAACAGGAUUUUCUGGAAUGAACUGUGAAUUGUCAGCGCUUACUGAAGUGACUGCUGCUCCUACCGCCACUGGCCCUUGUAUCUCAUCUCCGUGUCAGAAUGGUGGCAUGUGUUUUAUGAGUAGUGAUGAUACCGAUUACACCUGCCUUUGUCCAGUUGAAUUUUCUGGAAUGAACUGUGAAUUAUCUACAUCGACUACUGCUGCUCCUACCGUUAUGAAUCCAUGCAUGUCGGAGCCAUGUCAAAAUGGCGGACAGUGUUUUGCUCAGUCAGACAACACAGCCUAUAGAUGUAUUUGUCCGGGAAACUUUUUUGGUACAAAUUGUGAGGCGGUCCUGACGGUACAGCAAACAACGGUUGCCCCUCCCACAGGCUCUUGUACAUCGCUCCCAUGUCAGAAUGGUGGCAGAUGUUUUAUGAGUGGUGAUGAUACUGAUUACACCUGCGUCUGUCCACCGGGAUUUUCUGGAAUGAACUGUGAAUUAGCGACUACUGAUGCUCCUACCGUUGUUAACCCGUGUAUGAGUGAGCCGUGCCAGAACGGAGCUGCAUGUUACUCAGCAGCCGAUAGUUCCUCAUUUACCUGUCUGUGCGUGGCUCACUUUGUAGGUGUGCUCUGUGAAACGGCAACACAAAUAGCUUCACCUUGCGAUUCAGCCCCAUGUCAAAAUGGGGGUGAAUGCUUCAUGUCUGCAGACGAAUCUGGAUAUUUCUGUGCGUGUCCUAUGGGUUACACGGGAGAUAAUUGCGAAGCAGUAAUCGACACGUGUGGCAGCUUGCCAUGUGAAAACGGUGGUACAUGUUUCGGCUCGUUGGAUGGCAUCUCAUACUUCUGUCAGUGUUCCCAAGACUUCUCUGGAUCGAAUUGUCAAACCUCUAUUCCGAUGGCAUCUGUUUGUGACUCUGCACCAUGUGAGAACGGAGGUGCUUGCUUUACGUCUGCUGAUGGUAAUAGUUACGUGUGUUCAUGUCAAUCUGGAUUCUCUGGAACAAACUGUGAAACAGUGGAUAGCCCAUGUGCUAACAAUCCAUGCUUGAACGAAGGGACCUGUUUCCGAAGCUUUUCAAACACCGACACCUAUUUCUGUGUAUGCCCGACUGGAUUUGGAGGAACCGAUUGUGGAGCCAUACAACAAGUUGACCCAUGUGAGUCCAGUCCCUGUCAAAAUGGAGCUACUUGCAGUCUGGAUGGUGUACAAUACCAGUGUAUUUGUGCUCUAGGAUUUACAGGCACUAAUUGCGAGCUUGAUAUAACUGAUUGCUCAGGAGCUCCGUGCCAGAACACUGCUAUAUGUCUUGAUCUACCAAUUGGCUUUGUUUGUAUCUGUGAAUCUCAGUUUUCUGGACAAUACUGCCAAGUUCUAACACCCUGCAAUGCAGACCCAUGCCUAAAUGGAGCCACAUGCUUUCAACAGGAUAAUUCAGGAAAUUAUCUAUGUGUCUGCCCUACCGGAGUAACUGGCACAAACUGUGAAUCAAGUAUACCCGCAGCUUGUAGCAGUAACCCUUGCCGUAAUGAAGGUGUCUGCUUUGAGUCCCAGAGCAGUGGGUACUUCUGCUCCUGCCCCAUGGGCUGGGAAGGGACCAAUUGUGAGAUGCCCUCUGACCUUUGUGACGAAGCCCCCUGUCAGAACGGCGCAGUCUGUAUUAACAUGCAGACAUCUUACAUGUGCCAAUGUGCUGCUGGAUUCGGAGGGGACAACUGUGAAACUGUCCUUCAAGCCUGUGCUAGCAGCCCAUGCCAGAAUGAUGCUAUUUGCUUUGAUGGUUUGAACGGUGGAUAUGUAUGUCGGUGUCUUGUUGGAUAUGAAGGAGCUAACUGUGAGACAGAAAUCAAUGCCUGUAACAGCAGUCCAUGUCAGAAUGGAGCAAUCUGCUUUGAAGGUGCCUAUGUGAAUGAGUUUGUCUGUAUAUGUCCCGUUGGAUGGGAAGGAACCGUCUGUGAUACACCUGUGGACCUCUGUGACCCCUCACAAUGCCAGAAUGGAGCUACCUGUACCAACAUGCAGACAUCAUACACCUGUGAAUGCCCUGCAGGAUUUACAGGACAGAAUUGCGAAGAUGUGGAAUCACCAUGCAAUGCUGAGCCGUGUCAGAAUGAUGCUGCUUGUUUUGUCAGCGCCGAAUCUACAUCAUACCUGUGUCUCUGCAUGCCUGGCUGGGAAGGUGAAGACUGCGAUAUGGCUAUAGAUGCUUGUGAUCCAAACCCAUGUUUCAAUGGUGCUACCUGUAACGACCUUCAAUCAUCCUUUACGUGUACAUGCCCUGAUGGUUUCGGAGGGGCAAGUUGUGAAACAGUCCUGGUAGCAUGUGCAACCAACCCAUGUGAGAACGGUGCAACAUGCUUUGAGAGUGGCCAGUCUAGUGGAGGUUUCUUCUGUCUAUGUGAAGCCGGAUGGGAAGGAUCUAUGUGUGAAGUAGCCAUAGAUGCAUGUGCGUCUUCCCCAUGUAUGAAUGAAGCUACAUGUAAUAACCUUCAGACAUCAUACAACUGCUUGUGUGCUGAUGGAUUUGAAGGAAUGAUGUGUGAAACAGCAAUAAGUGGAUGCACGAACAACCCAUGUCAGAAUGAAGCCACUUGCUUCGUGUCGGGCAGUGGUAGUCAAGCUUACAUAUGCCUCUGCGAACCAGGAUGGGAAGGAGUGGAUUGUAGUCAGGCUUCUAACCCAUGUCAACCUAUAAAUCCAUGUAUGAACGGAGCUACCUGUGUCAACCAACAGACUUCAUUCUUCUGUCAGUGUCCAGAUGGAUUUACUGGAUCUAUGUGUGAAACAGCAUUGGAGUCCUGUUCCAGCAUGCCGUGUGAGAAUGGAGCAGUUUGUUUUGAGGCAUCUAACAACAAUGGCUUUUUCUGUCAGUGUCCAACUGGAUUUACUGGAACUAACUGUGAAAAUGUCCAAAUGGCGUGCGACCUCCAACCCUGUCAGAAUGGAGCGGAUUGUUUCCAGCAGGAGACAAACGAGUCUGGGUAUUACUGCCUCUGUCCUGAUGGAUUCCAAGGAGAUAACUGUGAGGUCGCUCUAACACCAUGCAAUCCUGAUCCUUGUCGUAAUGGUGCUGCCUGUGUGGAAGAUGGAACACAGUUCAUGUGUCUCUGCCGCUUAGGCUUCUCUGGAGAUCUCUGUGAAAACGUUAUUGGAGCCUGCAUGAGUGAGCCCUGUCUGAAUGGAGCUGUUUGCUUUGAGGAUGUCAAUGGCGAAAACUUCUUCUGUAGCUGUACAGCUGAUUGGCAAGGGCCUACCUGUGCUGAACCUCUGCAGAAUAAUUGUGAUCCUAACCCCUGCAUGAAUGGAGGAACUUGUACCAGCCAUCUGAAUACAUUCCAGUGUGCUUGUCCAGAGGGAUUCGCUGGUGCUCUGUGUCAGCUAGUUACCACAACUGGAUGUACUGUUGACCCGUGCUUGAAUGGAGGUAUAUGCUUUGCAGGCGAAGAUGACUUUACAAGCUAUUUCUGUCAAUGUCAAAUAGGUUACACAGGAGAUCGUUGCCAAACAGAAUUUUUCCCAUGUGAUAGUAGCCCAUGCCAGAAUGGAGGUACAUGCUUUGAACAUCUCAGCCUGGACAAUUAUGUAUGUCUAUGUGCAUCAGGUUAUGAUGGCAAAAAUUGCGAAAAUGAAGUCUUUCCCUGUGCCAGCAACCCUUGUAUGAAUGGAGCAAGCUGUUAUGAGCACUCAACUGGAAGCAGUUUUGUUUGCCAGUGCCUACCUGGUUUUGAGGGCUUACGCUGUGAAAAUGAAAUCCUGCCUUGUGCCAGCAACCCUUGUCAGAAUGGAGCCACAUGCUUCGAGCAUGCCAAUGGUGGUACCUAUGUUUGCCUGUGUGUAGCAGGAUUUGAAGGAAUCGAUUGUGAAGCUGAAAUCAUCUCGUGUGCAAGUGAUCCAUGCUUCAAUGAAGCAACAUGUUUAGAACUAAGCAAUGGUGAAGGUCAUAUCUGUAUCUGUGUACCCGGCUUUGAGGGUGUCACUUGCGCAUCAGAAACACCGGCAUGUUCCAGCAGUCCAUGUCAGAAUGGAGCUACAUGUUUUGAUCAAAACAGUGGCAAUGGGUAUGCCUGCCUUUGUGCUGCUGGCUUUGAGGGAACAAACUGUGAACAGGAAAUUAUGGGAUGUAACAGUAACCCAUGUCAGAAUGGAGCAGCCUGUUAUGAUCAGAAUGGUGGUGGCAAUUACGUCUGUCUUUGUGCUGAUGGCUUUGCAGGCACAAAUUGUGCAAAUGAAAUCCUUGGAUGUGGUAGCAAUCCAUGUAUGAACGGUGCAUCCUGCUUUGACCUCAGUGAUGGCAGUGGUUAUGCCUGUGCCUGUACUAAUGGAUUUGAAGGAACAAACUGUGAAAAUGAAAUCCUAGCCUGUGCCAGCAAUCCUUGUCUGAAUGGAGCGACGUGUUUCGAUAGCAAUGGAGGCAGUGGUUAUGCCUGUUUCUGUCCUGCUGGCUUUGAAGGAACAAACUGUGAAAAUGAAAUCCUUGCCUGUGUUAGCAAUCCUUGUCUGAAUGGAGCAACCUGUUUUGAUAGCAAUGGUGGGAGCAGUUAUGUCUGUUUCUGUCCUGCUGGCUUUGAAGGAACAAACUGUGAAAAUGAACUCCUUGCCUGUGCCAGCAAUCCUUGUCUGAAUGGAGCUACCUGUUUUGAUCACAAUGGUGGCAGUGGUUAUGCCUGUCUCUGUCCUGCUGGCUUUGAAGGAACAAACUGUGAAAAUGAAAUCCUUGCCUGUGCCAGCAAUCCUUGUCUGAAUGGAGCAACCUGUUUUGAUAGCAAUGGAGGCAGUGGCUAUGCCUGUCUCUGUCCUGCUGGCUUUGAAGGAACAAACUGCGAAAACGAAAUCCUAGCCUGUGCCAGCAAUCCUUGUCUUAAUGGAGCAACGUGUUUCGAUAGCAAUGGUGGAAGUAGUUAUGCCUGUCUCUGUCCAGCUGGCUUUGAAGGAGCAAACUGUGAAAAUGAAAUUCUGGCAUGUGCCUGCAAUCCCUGCAUGAAUGGAGCAACAUGUUUCGAUAGCAAUGGAGGCAGUAGCUAUGCCUGUCUCUGCCCUGCUGGCUUUGAAGGAACAAACUGCGAAAAUGAAAUCCUAGCCUGUGCCAGCAAUCCUUGUCUGAAUGGAGCAACCUGUUUUGAUAGCAAUGGAGGCAGUAGCUAUGUCUGUCUCUGUCCUGCUGGCUUUGAAGGAACGAACUGUGAAAAUGUUGCUGCAGCAUGUGCUAGCAAUCCUUGUUUAGAAGGAGCAACGUGUGUGGAGGAUACAGGAGACAAAACAUACUCCUGCAUAUGUCCUGAUGGAUUCCAAGGAACAAACUGUGAAUCAGAAAUCAUCCCUGCAUGUGAAAGCAAUCCUUGUCUAAACGGAGCAACCUGUUUUGAUAGCAAUGGAGGCAGUGGAUAUGCAUGUCUAUGUCCUGCUGGCUUUGAAGGAACAAAUUGUGAAAAUGAAAUCCUUGCUUGUGCCAGCAAUCCUUGUCUGAAUGGAGCGACCUGUUUUGAUCACAAUGGAGGCAGUGGUUAUGCCUGUCUUUGUCCUGCUGGCUUUGAAGGAACAAAUUGUGAAAAUGAAAUCCUAGCCUGUGCCAGCAGUCCUUGUCUGAAUGGAGCAACCUGUUUUGAUAGCAAUGGUGGCAGUGGUCACGUCUGUCUUUGUUCUGCUGGCUUUGAAGGAACAAAUUGUGAAAAUGAAAUCCUUGCCUGUGCCAGCAGUCCUUGUCUGAAUGGAGCUACCUGUUUUGAUCACAAUGGAGGCAGUGGUUAUGCCUGUCUCUGUCCUGCUGGCUUUGAAGGAACCAACUGUGAAAAUGAAAUUGUAGCAUGUGCCAGCAAUCCAUGUUUGAAUGGAGCUACCUGUUUUGAUAGCAAUGGAGGCAGUGGUUAUGCCUGUCUUUGUCCUGCUGGCUUUGAAGGAACACAUUGUGAAAAUGACAUCCUUGCCUGUGCCAGCAAUCCUUGUCUGAAUGGAGCUACCUGUUUUGAUCACAAUGGUGGCAGUGGUUAUGUCUGUCUCUGCCCUGCUGGUUUUGAAGGAACAAACUGUGAAAAUGACAUCCUUGCUUGUGCCAGCAGUCCUUGUCUGAAUGGAGCUACCUGUUUUGACAGCAAUGGAGGCAGUAGUUAUGUCUGUCUGUGUCCGGCUCGAUUUGAAGGAACAAUCUGUGAAAAUGAAAUCCUUGCUUGUGCCAGCAGUCCUUGUCUGAAUAGAGCAACCUGUUUUGACAGCAAUGGAGGCAGUAGUUAUGUCUGUCUGUGUCCGGCUCGAUUUGAAGGAACAAUCUGUGAAAAUGAAAUCCUUGCUUGUGCUAGCAGUCCUUGUCUGAAUGGAGCAACCUGUUUUGACAGCAAUGGAGGCAGUAGUUAUGUCUGUCUGUGUCCGGCUCGAUUUGAAGGAACAAUCUGUGAAAAUGAAAUCCUUGCUUGUGCUAGCAGUCCUUGUCUGAAUGGAGCAACCUGUUUUGACAGCAAUGGAGGCAGUGGUUAUAUCUGUCUCUGUCCUGCUGGCUUUGAAGGAACACAUUGUGAAAAUGACAUCUUUGCCUGUGCCAGCAAUCCUUGUCUGAAUGGAGCUACCUGUUUUGAUCACAAUGGUGACAGUGGUUAUGCCUGUCUCUGCCCUGCUGGUUUUGAAGGAACAAACUGUGAAAAUGAAAUCCUUGCUUGUGCUAGCAGUCCUUGUCUGAAUGGAGCAACCUGUUUUGACAGCAAUGGAGGCAGUAGUUAUGUCUGUCUGUGUCCGGCUCGAUUUGAAGGAACAAACUGUGAAAAUGAGAUGCAGCCGUGUGAAAGCAAUCCUUGUCUGAAUGGAGCAACCUGCUUUACUCAGCCUAUGGGUACCAGCUAUUCGUGUCUAUGUCCAAUGGGAUUCGAAGGAACCAACUGUGAAAUUGAAAUCCAACCAUGUGCCAGCAACCCAUGUCAAAAUGGUGCAACAUGCCUCACACAAUCUAGUGGAUCUACCUAUACCUGUCUCUGCCCUUCUAGAUUUGAAGGACUAAACUGUGAAACUGAGAUUCAACCAUGUAUAAGCAGUCCUUGUCUGAAUGGAGCAACUUGCUUUGAAUCAGAUGGGGCAAGUUUUACUUGUCUCUGUCCUGCUGGUUUUGAAGGAACAAACUGUGAAAUUGAGCUUUCAGUCUGUGACAGCAGCCCAUGUGUCAACAAUGGUACAUGCUUUACACAUAGCAAUGGAGAGGCUUAUACAUGUGUUUGCCCAACUGGAUUUGAAGGAAAUAACUGUGAAAACAUUUCAGCAAUGCCUGCUUGUGACAGCAACCCUUGCCUAAAUGGAGCUACCUGCAUGGAUCGUGAGGAAUUCUCUGCUUACGGUUGUAUUUGUCCAGCUGGCUAUGAAGGCACUAACUGUGAAAAUGAAAUCCUAGCCUGUGCCAGCAAUCCUUGUCUGAAUGGAGCAACCUGUUUUGAUAACAAUGGUGGCAGUAGCUAUGUCUGUCUCUGUCCUGCUGGCUUUGAAGGAACAAAUUGUGAAAAUGAAACUCUUCCAUGCGCCAGCAAUCCUUGUCUAAAUGGAGCAUCCUGUUUUGAUAGCAAUGGAGGCAGUAGCUAUGUCUGUCUCUGUCCUGCUGGCUUUGAAGGAACAAAGUGUGAAAAUGAAAUCCUAGCCUGUGCCAGCAAUCCUUGUCUGAAUGGCGCAACCUGUUUUGAUAGCAAUGGAGGCAGUAGCUAUGUCUGUCUCUGUUCUGCUGGCUUUGAAGGAUCAAACUGUGAAAAUGAAAUCCUUGCCUGUGCCAGCAAUCCUUGUCUGAAUGGCGCAACCUGUUUUGAUAGCAAUGGAGGCAGUAGCUAUGUCUGCCUCUGUCCUGCUGGCUUUGAAGGAACAAACUGUGAAAAUGAAACCCUAGCCUGUGCUAGCAAUCCUUGUCUGAAUGGCGCAACCUGUUUUGAUAGCAAUGGAGGCAGUAGCUAUGUCUGUCUCUGUCCUGCUGGCUUUGAAGGAUCAAACUGUGAAAAUGAAAUCCUAGCCUGUGCCAGCAAUCCUUGUCUGAAUGGAGCAACCUGUUUUGAUAACAAUGGAGGCAGUAGCUAUGUCUGUCUCUGUUCUGCUGGCUUUGAAGGAUCAAACUGUGAAAAUGAAAUUCUAGCGUGUGCCAACAAUCCUUGUCUGAAUGGAGCAACCUGUUUUGAUAGCAAUGGUGGCAGUAGUUAUGUCUGUCUCUGUCCUGCUGGCUUUGAAGGAACGAACUGUGAAAAUGAAACUCUUUCAUGUGCCAGCAAUCCUUGUCUGAAUGGAGCAACCUGUUUUGAUAGCAAUGGUGGCAGUAGCUAUGCCUGUCUCUGUCCUGCUGGCUUUGAAGGAGCAAACUGUGAAAAUGAAACUAAUGCCUGUGUCAGUGCUCCAUGUCAGAAUGAUGCUGUAUGCUUCAAUACUGCAUUAGGAGGUUACAUAUGCAUAUGUGCCGAAGGAUAUGAUGGAAUUAACUGUGAAACAGAAACUCUUUCAUGUGCCAGCGACCCUUGUCUGAAUGGAGCAACAUGUUUUGAUAGCAAUGGAGGCAGUAGCUAUGUCUGUCUCUGUCCUGCUGGCUUUGAAGGAACGAACUGUGAAAAUGAAACUCUUUCAUGUGCCAGCGACCCUUGUCUAAAUGGAGCAACCUGUUUUGAUAGCAAUGGUGGCAGUAGCUAUGUCUGUCUCUGUCCUGCUGGCUUUGAAGGAACAAACUGUGAAAAUGAAAUCCUAGUCUGUGCCAGCAAUCCUUGUCUGAAUGGAGCAACCUGUUUCGAUAGCAAUGGAGGCAGUGGUUAUACUUGUCUCUGUCCUACUGGCUUUGAAGGAACAAACUGUGAAAAUGUAAUGCUUGCUUGUGCCAGCAGUCCUUGUCUGAAUGGAGCAUCCUGUUUCGAUAGCAAUGGUGGCAGUAGCUAUGCCUGUCUCUGUCCUGCUGGCUUUGAAGGAACAAACUGUGAAAAUGAGAUACUCUCCUGCAGCAGUACCCCUUGUCUGAAUGGAGCAACCUGUUUUGAUAGCAAUGGUGGCAGUGGUUAUGUCUGCCUUUGUCCUGUUGGCUUUGAAGGAACUGAUUGCGAGAAUGAAAUUCUUGGCUGCUCAAGCAGUCCUUGCCAGAAUGGAGCAACAUGUUUCGAUCAUAAUGGAAGUGAGAGCUAUAUCUGUAUUUGUCCGACUGGCUUUGAAGGAACAAACUGUGAAAUUGAGAGUCUCGUCUGUACUGGCAAUCCAUGUGAGAAUGGUGCAACCUGUUAUGAGCAGAAUGGCAACUUUGGCUAUUUAUGCCUUUGUCCAGCAGGCUAUGAAGGCACUAAUUGUGAAACUGUUAUAUCUGCAUGUGGGAGCAACCCCUGUUUGAAUGGAGCUACAUGCUUCAAUGGACCACAAGGGGGCUACAUGUGUGCCUGUGCUAUGGGAUUUGAAGGAGAUGACUGUGAAUCAGAAAUGCCAGUCUGUGAUAGCAAUCCCUGUCAGAAUGGAGCCACUUGCUUUGAGGGAGCUCAAGGGAACUACUUUUGCUUCUGCCCAGCAGGAUUUGAAGGACUCAAUUGUGAAUUAGAACUUGGUCCAUGUCAGAGUAAUCCUUGCCAAAAUGAAGCUACGUGUUUCAAUGGAGCUUCAAGCGGAUAUCUUUGCCUUUGUGCAGAUGGAUUUGAAGGAGUAAAUUGUGAGACAGAAACUAAUGCCUGUGCCAGUACUCCAUGUCAGAAUGAUGCUGUAUGCUUCAAUGCUGCAUUAGGAGGUUACAUAUGCAUAUGUGCCGAAGGAUAUGAAGGAAUUAACUGUGAAACAGGAUUUAAUUGCAUUGAAAAUUUCAAUGUUGAGUCAUUUGGAGAAUCAAAGAAAUCUGUUUUCGUUUACAAUGUUUGGACUCUUGUUUCAUUCAUACUAGAAAUCAUUCUAUGUGCUAGUAGCCCAUGCCUCAGUGGAAGUACCUGUAUAGAGGGGUCUGGACAAUAUGUCUGCCUCUGUGCACCUGGUUACGAAGGUACCAACUGUGAAACUGAAAUCCAAGAGUGCAUCUCGAACCCUUGUCAAAAUGGAGCAACAUGCGUCGACUUGUUUGAUGGCUAUGUGUGUAGUUGUGCACCAGGUUGGAUUGGAAAUGACUGUGUUAUCGAGAUACAAGAAUGCUUAAGUAAUCCAUGCUUGAAUGGAGCAAUAUGCGCAGAAAUGGUGGAUGGCUAUGGCUGUAUCUGCUUUGUUGGGUGGACAGGGGACGACUGCGGAACUGAAGUCCUAGAAUGUCUCAGUGAUCCUUGCAUGAAUGGAGGAACAUGCAUAGAGAAUGUGAAUGGGUACCAGUGCAGGUGUGCUCCUGGAUGGUCAGGCACACACUGUGAGACUGAUAUCAUGGAGUGUCUAAGCAUACCGUGCCUGAAUGGUGGAACAUGUACUGACCUCAUCAAUGGGUUCAUGUGUCAAUGUGCCAGUGGUUGGACUGGUCCCACUUGUAAUGAGGACAUAGCUGAAUGUGCCAGUAACCCAUGUGCUAAUGGUGCCACUUGCCGCGAACUGACUAACGAAUACAGCUGCCAGUGUGGGCCAGGAUGGACUGGAACUUUUUGUGAAAUUGAAAUCCAGGAAUGUUCGAGCCAGCCAUGCCAAAACGAUGGAACCUGUAUUGACUUGAUCAAUGCCUAUGUGUGCAUCUGUGCUCCUGGCUGGACGGGGAAUGAAUGCCAGAAUGACAUCUUUGAAUGCUCCAGUGACCCAUGCUUAAAUGGAGCAAAUUGUAUAGAGCUCAUUGAUGGCUACCAGUGCGAGUGUACAGCUCAAUUUGAAGGAGUCAACUGCGAAUCGGCAAUUCUUUCCUGUGAGAGCGAUCCUUGCCAGAAUGGAGCAACGUGCUUUGAACAUAUUUCAGAGAAUAGAUAUUUCUGUGUGUGUCCAGAAGGCUUUACAGGGACAGACUGUGAAUUGGAUAUUAUGUCAUGCACCAGCCAACCGUGCCUCAACAAUGGAACCUGCCUGGAGCAAAAUGGCGGCAAUGAGUUUGUGUGUCUCUGUACUCCCGGAUAUACUGGCAGGCAAUGUGAAAUAGACCUGAGAACUUGCCUUACAAGUCCAUGUCUAAACAAUGCAACGUGCUUCGAAGGAUUCCAGGAGGGAACUUAUUUUUGCUUUUGUGUGGACGGCUAUAGUGGAACCAUCUGUGAAACAGACAUCGCCAUACCUGCAAUCUUUGGAUGCCCUCCAAACAUCACAACUGGCAAUAACCCUGGCUCCCCUUCUGCUAUUGUCUCAUGGUCUGAACCCACCUCAUCUGACAACUCUGGGUCUGUGACACUCUCAACGGAUGCUAUCAAUAAUGCAUUAUAUCCCAUCGGGGUAACUGAGGUCACCUAUGUCGCAACAGAUGACGCAGGCAACAACGCAUUCUGCACAUUCUAUAUUACUGUCCAAGAUCUGAUGCCUCCUUUAAUCAUUGGAUGCCCAACCAAUAUAAACCUCAAUACUGAUGCUGGAUCUGCAUUUGCCACUGUUAGUUGGCCAGAGCCUACCAUCUCGGAUAACUCUGGAGUAGUGAAUCUAGUGUCUGCUCCUGUGAAUGGGGACCUGUAUCCCAUAGGAGUGUCCACAGUGACAUACAUAGCCCAGGAUUUAGCCAACAAUGUAGCCACAUGCACUUUCCCCAUUACUGUAAUAGACAAUGAGAGUCCAUCCUUCAUCUUCUGUCCUGGAAACAUCAUCGCCAAUACAGACUUGAGACUUCCCACUGCUACAGUGGCUUGGACAACACCUAUUGCAGAGGACAAUUCUGGCAAUCCUGUUAGCCUCAGCACCGACUCUACCAGUGGUUCGUCGUAUGACAUUGGAGAGUCAACAGUAGUUUACCUUGCUGUAGACCAAUCAGGCAACAUAGUCGAGUGUACUUUCUCUGUUACAGUCAUCGAUACCGAGGACCCAGUCUUUGCUAUGUGCCCUACCGAUGUAACUGUACAGACUGCACCAGGUGGUCUUUCAGCCAUUGCCCUGUGGACUCCACCGUCCUCAACAGACAACAGUGGCAGUGUCACUGUGCAGCAGACAGCUGGCCCUACUCCAGGAGCUGACUUCCCUAUAGGUUCAACUGGAAUUGUUCAUGUUGCAAGAGACGAAGCAGGGAAUGACAUGUCUUGUGCCUUCGCAGUCAUUGUAAUUGGCAUCUCCGAUCCAUGUGAAUCCAGUGUUUGUCAAAGUAACGCUACCUGCCGUGCACUCAAUGGUACUGCCUACACAUGUGUCUGUCUACCCGGAUUUACUGGGGACUUCUGUGAAAUUGAAAUUAACUUGUGUGCUUCUGACCCAUGUCAGAAUAAUGCAAGCUGUACCAACCACAGGACUUCUUACUCCUGCGAUUGCCCUAUGGGAAUCAUGGGCCAGAACUGUGAACAAGAUAUCGAUGAGUGCACCAUGGACAUUUGUCAGAAUAAUGCUACUUGCACAAACACAUUGGGAGGCUUCGAUUGUGAAUGCCUUGAUGGAUAUAUAGGAUUGAGAUGUCAAAUUCCAUUCAGUGCAUGUGACUCAGAUCCUUGCUACAAUGGAGGGUUGUGCAGUGGAAAUUCAACCCACUUUGAAUGCCAGUGUCCAAUAGCCUGGACAGGCUUUGAUUGCAGAACAGAAAAGGAUGCUUGUAUUGGAGACCCCUGUCGUAAUGGAGCAACCUGUUCAAACCAGUUUGACUAUGUGGUGUGUACCUGCUCGCCAGGAUGGACAGGAGACAUAUGUCAUAUCGAUAUCAAUGAAUGUGAAAGCAACCCUUGCUUGAAUAAUGGAAUCUGUGUGAACCAACUCAAUGGCUUUGCUUGCAAUUGUUUUGGAGGAUGGACAGGCGAUAUUUGUGAAAUGGACAUCGAUGAGUGUGACAGCAAUCCAUGUUCUGCAAAUGCAACCUGCCAGAACCUGCUUGGAUCAUACGACUGCUUGUGCCCUACUGGUUACGCAGGAGAUAACUGCAAUAUUGAUACUGAUAAAUGCACCCCGAACCCCUGUCAGAAUGGAGCCACUUGUACUAAUCUCGAUGGGACCUACCAGUGUACAUGCCCUCCCGGCUUCAGUGGAACCAACUGUGACAAUGAUGUUGAUGAUUGUGUUGGGAACCUGUGCCUGAAUGGAGCAACAUGUAUUGAUAUGUUCAACAGUUAUCGAUGUGAAUGCCCUAUUUCACAUGCUGGCAACUUCUGUGAGAUCGCACUAAAUCCUUGCGAAUCGGAUCCUUGUGCGUUUGGAAGUACUUGCAGCAACUUGUUUACCUCUUACAUUUGCAUCUGUUCUAAUGGGUACUCUGGUAUCAACUGUGGACAAGAGGUGCUUGAAUGUUCCAGUAACCCAUGUAUGAAUGGAGGCACAUGCAUAGAUCUGAUUGGGGAGUUCUCAUGCUCCUGUGAUUCUGGAUGGACAGGAGAGUUCUGCGAGAUAAAUAUUGAUGAGUGUGCAAGUGACCCUUGUCUUAAUGGAGCAAAUUGUAUCGACAUUGUAGAUGGGUACACUUGUGAUUGUGCCCUUGGCUAUGAAGGCACUCUCUGUGAAACAGAAAUUCUGGAGUGUGCUAGCAAUCCGUGCUUCAACGAGGCUACUUGUAUUGAUAACAUCGGUUUCUAUCAAUGCCUUUGUCCGUCUGGAUGGACUGGAGUACACUGUGAAACAGAACUCAAUGAGUGCAACAGCAUGCCAUGCCAGAACGGAGGACAGUGUUUAGAUGAAAUCAACGGCUUCCGCUGUAUCUGUGAAACUGGAUGGACAGGCGUGACUUGUGAGAUGGAAAUUGGUGAAUGUGGAAGUGAUCCUUGCCAGAAUGGUGCUAAUUGCAUGGACUUUGUGAAUGGAUUCUUCUGUCAAUGUCAAGCAGGAUGGGAAGGAGAUUUAUGUGAAAUUGACAUCAACGAAUGUGAUCGAGAUCCAUGUUUGAAUGGAGCAAUAUGUGUAGAUCUUCUGGCUCAAUUCCAAUGCUUCUGUCCUCAAGGCUUUGCUGGUGUCCUCUGUGAAACUGGUAAAAAAUACAAUGGUUUUCAACCAGAAACCAUUCGGUUUUGUCAUAUUCUUAUUACAGACCUUGAUGAGUGUUUAGUCGACUAUUGUUUGAAUGGAGCAACAUGUGUUAACAACCCAGGUUUCUACGAGUGUGUCUGCUCGGCAGGAUAUGAAGGAACAAACUGCGAAUCUGACAUCAACGAAUGUGCCAGCAAUCCUUGUCUGAAUGGUGCAACUUGUUUAGAUAAUCUACUUGGCUAUGAAUGCAUAUGUGCUCCAGGAUGGAAUGGAACUAAUUGUGAACAAGAAGUGAUAUUCUGCACCAAUGCAACUUGUCUAAAUGGUGCAACCUGUGUAGAAGUAUUUCCAAGCUUUCAAUGUGUAUGUGCAGAUGGAUGGACAGGCGAGAAUUGUGAAAUUGAUAUUCUGGAAUGUGAGAGCAACCCAUGUCAGAAUAGUGCCUUGUGUCUGGAGCUUACAGACGGCUAUGAAUGUCAGUGCCCCCCUGGAUGGACUGGCACAAACUGUGAACUUGACAUCGAUGAAUGCGCUGAUGACGUCUGUCUUAACAGCGCAACCUGUAUCAACCGAGAUGGUGGAUAUGAGUGCAUGUGCCCACCUGGCUGGACUGGAACGAACUGUGAACUUGACAUUCCAGAAUGUGGUAGCAAUCCCUGCCAGAAUGGAGCUAACUGCACCGAGCUUACAAAUGGAUAUCAGUGUGUCUGUGUCAAAGGAUACAAUGGUGUACAUUGUGAGUUGGACAUCAACGAGUGUGCCAGCAGUCCCUGCCAGAAUGGCGCAACAUGUCUUGAAUUCAUUGGAGAGUAUCAGUGCCAAUGUCUUGUUGGUUAUGAAGGCAUCAACUGUGAAUUGGAGAGUCUUGAAUGCAUGAGCAAUCCAUGUCUCAAUGGCGCUACCUGCUUGGACUUGAUUGGAAUGUAUGAAUGCCGCUGCCCUUCUGGAUGGUCUGGUACCAACUGUGAAGUUGAGAUCAAUGAGUGUGAUUCCUCUCCGUGUCUUUAUAAUUCAACCUGCGUCAAUUUAUUGGAUGGAUAUGAAUGCAACUGCACUGAAGACUACCGAGGCACAAACUGUGAGAUUGAGAUCAUAGACUGUAGUGAUGACCCCUGUCAGAAUGGAGCCACCUGUUUGGAUCUCGACGAUGACUAUCAGUGCACAUGUCCAGGAGGGUGGACGGGCAGAAAUUGUGAACUAGAAACCAAUGAGUGUGAAAGCAAUCCUUGCCUGAAUGGCGCUACCUGCAUCGACUUCUUCUCUGGUUUCCUCUGCCAAUGUCCACCAGGGUUUGGGGGAACGUUUUGUGAACAAGAUGUGAACGAGUGUGACCCAAAUCCUUGUCAGAAUGAUGCAACCUGCGUCCAGGGAGAAGCCAGCUUUGAAUGUGUCUGUGCCCCAGGAUGGCAGGGUGCUCUAUGUGAAGAAGACGUACUGGAAUGUUCAAGUGUUCCUUGCCAGAAUGGAGGUACGUGCGUGGAGCAAGUCAAUGGUUAUAGCUGCCUAUGCGCACCAGGAUGGACUGGUCCAAACUGUCAAGAUGAAAUCAUGGAGUGCAUGAGCAACCCGUGCCAGAAUGGUGCUACUUGUGUUGAUCUACUGCCAGGGUAUGAAUGUAGAUGUCCAGAAGGAUGGAAUGGUACAAAUUGCGAGUUGGACAUCUUGGAGUGUGCUAGUAAUCCCUGCCUGAAUGGAGCUACCUGUCGAGAUCUCACUCUUGGCUUUGAAUGUCAGUGUCCCCAAGGAUGGAAUGGCACAGUUUGUGAAAAUGAGGUCCUUGAGUGUAGCAGUGACCCCUGCCAAAAUGGAGCAACAUGCGUGGAGCUGAUUGGAGGAUAUGAAUGCCUGUGUGCUGAAGGCUGGAAUGGUACCAAUUGUGAGAUUGAAUCAAACGAAUGCUUGAGCAAUCCCUGUCUGAAUGGAGCGGCCUGCAAAACAAUCUUCAAUGGUUUCCUGUGUGUCUGCGAACCUGGCUUCAAUGGCUCACUUUGUGAAAUAGAUAUUGAUGAGUGCGAUCUUGACCCUUGUCAGAAUGGAGCAACUUGUACAGAAGGUACUGCAAGCUUCUUAUGCACAUGUGCUCCAGGAUGGACUGGAACAACAUGUGAUGAAGAUAUCCAAGAAUGUGCCAGUGACCCCUGUGUGAAUGGAGCUACAUGUAUGGAUAUCAAUCAGGGUUUUGUAUGUGUUUGUCCACCGGGAUUCUCUGGGUCACUCUGUGAACAAGAAUCUAGGGAAUGCAUUCUUAACCCUUGCCUCAAUGGAGCCACAUGCUACAACUACACUGAUGGUUUGCUAUGCGAGUGUGCUAUGGGUUUCAACGGACUAAACUGUGAAUUUGCAAUCAGCUGUGAUCAGAACCCCUGCUUGAAUGGUGCAUCGUGUGUCAACAGCAGUGAUGGCUACCAGUGUAUCUGUGACUUUGGUUGGAGAGGCAUGAACUGUGAGACAGAAAUUGAUGAAUGCGAACGGAUGAACUGCAUGAAUGGAGCCAUAUGCUUUGAUCUGGUUGCUGGCUUUGUCUGCUUCUGUCGACCUGGAUUUGAAGGCCUCUUCUGUGAAACAAAUGUACUUGAAUGUAGUAGUGAUCCCUGUCAGAACGGUGCGACAUGCGUGGAUGAAGUAGAUGAUUAUCAAUGUGUGUGUCCCCAGGGAUUGACAGGCAGGCACUGUGAGACUGAUAUCCCAGAAUGUGAAAGUGAUCCCUGCAUGAACGGGGCAACCUGCACUGACCUCACCAAUGGCUAUCAGUGUAUAUGUAUUCUAGGAUGGACAGGGACACUCUGUGAAUCAGAAAUCAUGGAGUGUGAGAGCAUCCCUUGUCAGAAUGGUGGUACAUGUAUUGAUCUGAUUGGACCCUAUGAAUGCAGAUGUCCUGCUGGCUGGACUGGAAUCAACUGUGAAGCAGAUAUUCUUGAGUGCUCAAGUGAUCCCUGUUUGAAUGGUGCUACCUGUGAGGAGCUAACCGAUGGCUAUCUAUGUGUCUGUGCACCAGGCUUCAAUGGCACAGCAUGCCAAGAAGAAACUGUUGAGUGUGCUAGCAAUCCCUGUCAGAAUGGUGCCACUUGCAAUGAUCUUGUUAACAGCUAUGAGUGCAUCUGUGCAGCAGGAUGGAAUGGAACCUUCUGUGAGAUUGAGAUCAAUGAAUGUGUCAGUAAUCCAUGCUUGAAUGGGGCUACUUGCAAUAAUCUAAUAGCGGAAUAUGAGUGUCUUUGCUCCCCUGGAUGGAAUGGAACACACUGUGAAAUAAAUAUUGAUGACUGCGUUAGUCACAUGUGCAUCAAUGGUGCUACCUGCAUUGAUGAAAUAGAUGGUUACAGUUGCCAGUGUCCUGAAGGUUGGGUUGGUCGAUUCUGUGGUAGUGAGAUCUUAGAAUGUUUGAGCAACCCCUGUUUCAAUGGAGCAAACUGUAUAGACCUGAUUCCAGGAUAUCAAUGUGAAUGUACUUCUGGAUGGACAGGAACACACUGUGAAACUGAGAUCUUGGAAUGUUCCUCUGAUCCUUGUCAGAACGGAGCUACUUGCACUGAUCUGAUUGGAGCAUAUGAAUGUCAAUGUGCUCCAGGCUGGAAUGGCACUAACUGUGAAAUUGAAAUUCUUGAAUGUGCUGGAGAUCCCUGCAUGAAUGGAGCUACCUGUGUGGACCUGAUUGCCAUGUAUGAAUGCAUCUGUGCUCCAGGAUGGAAUGGUAGCAACUGUGAAGUAGACAUCCAGGAAUGUGCCAGCAAUCCAUGUCAAAAUGGUGCAACAUGCGUAGAUGAAAUAGGAUUGUUCACCUGUCAAUGUCCUCUUGGCUUCACUGGUGUACUAUGUGAGGCUGACAUAGAGGAAUGUUCCAGCAAUCCUUGUUUGAACGGAGCAACCUGCAUUGAUCUGAAUGGAGGGUACCAAUGUGAAUGUGCUUUAGGCUGGGAGGGCAUCCACUGUGAAUUAGAGGACCAGGAAUGUACCAGUGAUCCUUGUCAAAAUGGGGCUACUUGUCUUGAUUUGGUUGGAAGUUAUGAAUGUCGGUGUACUCUAGGAUGGAAUGGAACAAACUGUGAAAUAGAAUCUAAUGAGUGUUUGAGCAAUCCUUGUCUGAAUGAAGCUACCUGUAUAGAUUUCUUUAAUGGUUUCCAAUGUCAAUGUGCCCCUGGAUGGGAAGGAGACUUGUGUGCAAUGGAAAUAUUCGAGUGUGCCAUCAUGCCCUGUCAAAACGGUGCAACAUGUGUGGAUAGAUUAGCAAGUUUUGAGUGCAUUUGUACUCCAGGAUGGCAAGGCGUGAUUUGUACAGAAGAUAUUCUAGAGUGUGCAAGCAAUCCCUGCCAAAAUGGUGCAACUUGCACAGACCUGGAGAACGGAUUUGAAUGUGUGUGUCCGUUCGGAUACAGGGGAGCACUUUGUGAAGAAGAAAUCGUUGAAUGUGCUGGCGAUCCAUGCAUGAAUGAUGCCACCUGCAUAGACUUGGUUGCCGGAUAUGUUUGCCUGUGCAGUACUGGAUGGCAAGGUCUACAUUGUGAGAAUGACAUCUUAGAAUGUGCAAGUAACCCAUGUCAAAAUGACGCCACCUGCAUCGAUCUGCUUGAUUCUUAUGAAUGCCAGUGCCCUCCAGGCUGGAAUGGAACUCACUGUGAGAUAGACAUUGUAGAAUGUGCCAGUAAUCCUUGUCUGAAUGGUGCUACUUGUCUUGAAGACAUCAAUGGAUAUGACUGUCAAUGUCCAGAGGGAUGGACUGGAGUACACUGUGAAGAGGAGAUUCAAGAGUGCUCCAGUAACCCCUGUCAAAAUAAUGGAACCUGUGUCGACCUCAUAGGUGCCUUUAACUGUGUCUGUGCACCAGGAUGGACUGGAACCCUAUGCGAGAUUGAGAUUGAUGAGUGUGACAGCGCUCCAUGCCAAAAUGGUGCGGUCUGUGUUGAUCUUAUUGGCAGUUAUGAAUGUCGGUGUCUACCAGGCUGGCAAGGAGUUAACUGCGAAUCUGAGAUCCUUGAAUGCAGCAGUAAUCCAUGUCAGAAUGGAGCUGAAUGUUUUGACAUGAUCAAUGCAUACCAAUGUAUUUGUGAUCCAGGAUUCAUUGGUACUAACUGCGAAGUUGAUAUUGAUGAAUGUGCCAGUGAGCCAUGCCAAAAUGGUGCAAAUUGCCUUGAAUUCAUUGAUUUCUAUGAAUGCCAAUGUUUACCAGGUUGGAAUGGAACCAAUUGUGAAGUCAACAUUGAUGAUUGUGAUGCGAAUCUUUGCAUCAAUGGUGCUACCUGCAUUGAUGAAAUAGAUGGUUACAGUUGCCAGUGUCUUGAAGGUUGGGUUGGUCAAUUCUGUGGUAGUGAGAUCUUAGAAUGUCUGAGCAACCCAUGUCUUAAUGGAGGAAACUGUAUAGACCUGAUUCCAGGAUAUCAAUGUGAAUGUACUACUGGAUGGACAGGAACACACUGUGAAACUGAGAUCAUUGAAUGUUCUUCUGAUCCUUGCCAGAAUGGAGCUACAUGCACUGAUCUGAUUGGUACAUAUGAUUGUCAAUGUGCUCCAGGCUGGAAUGGCACUAACUGUGAAAUCGAAAUUCUUGAAUGUGCUGGAGAUCCCUGCAUGAAUGGAGCUACCUGUGUGGACCUGAUUGCCAUGUAUGAAUGCAUCUGUGCUCCAGGAUGGAAUGGUAGCAACUGUGAAGUAGACAUCCAGGAAUGUGCCAGCAAUCCAUGUCAAAAUGGAGCAACAUGCAUAGAUGAAAUAGGAUUGUUCACCUGUCAAUGUCCUCUUGGCUUCACUGGUGUACUAUGUGAGGCUGACAUAGAGGAAUGUUCCAGCAAUCCUUGUUUGAAUGGAGCAACCUGCAUCGAUCUGAUUGGAGGGUACCAAUGUGAAUGUGCUGUAGGCUGGGAGGGCAUCCACUGCGAAUUAGAGGACCAGGAAUGUACCAGUGAUCCUUGUCAGAAUGGGGCUACUUGUCUUGAUUUAGUUGGAAGUUAUGAAUGUCAGUGUACUCUAGGAUGGAAUGGAACAAACUGUGAAAUAGAACCUGAUGAGUGUUUGAGCAAUCCUUGUCUGAAUGGAGCUACCUGUAUAGAUUUCUUUAAUGGUUUCCAAUGUCGAUGUGCCCCUGGAUGGGAAGGAGACUUGUGUGCAAUGGAAAUAUUUGAGUGUGCCAUCAUUACCUGUCAAAACGGUGCAACAUGUGUGGAUAGAUUAGCAAGUUUUGAGUGCAUUUGUACUCCAGGAUGGCAAGGAGUAAUUUGUACAGAAGAUAUUCUAGAGUGUGCCAGUAAUCCCUGUCAAAAUGGUGCAACUUGUUCAGACCUGGAGAACGGAUUUGAAUGUGUGUGUCUGUUCGGAUACAGGGGAGCACUUUGUGAAGAAGAAAUCGUUGAAUGUGAUGGCGAUCCAUGCAUGAAUGAUGCCACCUGCAUAGACUUGGUUGCCGGAUAUGUUUGCCUGUGCAGUACUGGAUGGCAAGGUCUACAUUGUGAGAAUGACAUCUUAGAAUGUGCAAGCAACCCAUGUCUAAAUGAUGCCACGUGCAUCGACCUGCUUGAUUCUUAUGAAUGUCAGUGCCCUCCAGGUUGGAAUGGAACUCACUGUGAGAUAGACAUUGUAGAAUGUGCCAGUAAUCCUUGUCUGAAUGGUGCUACUUGUCUUGAAGACAUCAAUGGAUAUGACUGUCAAUGUCCAGAGGGAUGGACUGGAGGUCACUGUGAAGAGGAGAUUCAAGAGUGUUCCAGUAACCCUUGUCAAAAUAACGGAACCUGUGUCGACCUCAUAGGUGCCUUUAACUGUGUCUGUGCACCAGGAUGGACUGGAACCAUAUGCGAGAUUGAGAUUGAUGAGUGUGACAGCACUCCAUGUAAAAAUGGUGCGGUCUGUGUUGAUAUUAUUGGCAGUUAUGAAUGUCAGUGUCUACCAGGCUGGCAAGGAGUUAAUUGCGAAUCUGAGAUCCUUGAAUGCAGCAGUAAUCCAUGUCAGAAUGGAGCUGAAUGUUUUGACAUGAUCAAUGCAUACCAAUGUAUUUGUGAUCCAGGUUUCAAUGGUACCAACUGUGAAGUUGAUAUUGAUGAAUGUGCCAUUGACCCAUGCCAAAAUGGUGCAAAUUGCUUUGAAUUCAUCGAUUUCUAUGAAUGCCAAUGUUUACCAGGUUGGAAUGGAACCAAUUGUGAAGUCAACAUUGAUGAUUGUGAUGGGAAUCUUUGCGUCAAUGGUGCUACCUGCAUUGACGAAAUAGAUAGUUACAGUUGCCAGUGUCUUGAAGGUUGGGUUGGACGAUUCUGUGCUAGUGAGAUCUUAGAAUGUCUGAGCAACCCCUGCCUUAAUGGAGCAAACUGUGUAGACUUGAUUCCAGGUUAUCAAUGUGAAUGCACUACUGGAUGGACAGGAACACACUGUGAAACAGAGAUCUUGGAAUGUUCCUCUGAUCCUUGCCAGAAUGAAGCUACUUGUACUGAUCUGAUUGGUACAUAUGAAUGUCACUGUGCUGCAGGUUGGAAUGGCACUAACUGUGAAAUCGAAAUUCUUGAAUGUGCUGGAGAUCCCUGCAUGAAUGGAGCUACCUGUGUGGACCUUAUUGCCAUGUAUGAAUGCAUCUGUGCUCCAGGAUGGAAUGGUAGCAACUGUGAAGUAGACAUCCAGGAAUGUGCCAGCAAUCCAUGUCAAAAUGGUGCAACAUGCAUAGAUGAAAUAGGAUUGUUCACCUGUCAAUGUCCUCUUGGCUUCACUGGUGUACUAUGUGAGGCUGACAUAGAGGAAUGUUCCAGCAAUCCUUGUUUGAAUGGAGCAACCUGCGUUGAUCUUAUUGGAGGGUACCAAUGUGAAUGUGCUUUAGGUUGGGAGGGCAUUCACUGUGAAAUAGAGGACCAGGAAUGUACCAGUGAUCCUUGUCAGAAUGGGGCUACUUGUCUUGAUUUAGUUGGCGGUUAUGAAUGUCAGUGUACUCUAGGAUGGAAUGGAACAAACUGUGAAAUAGAAUCUGAUGAGUGUUUGAGCAAUCCUUGUCUGAAUGGAGCUACCUGUAUAGAUUUCUUUAAUGGUUUCCAAUGUCGAUGUGCCCCUGGAUGGGAAGGAGACUUGUGUGCAAUGGAAAUAUUUGAGUGUGCCAUCAUGCCCUGUCAAAACGGUGCAACAUGCGUGGAUAGAUUAGCAAGUUUUGAGUGCAUUUGUACUCCAGGAUGGCAAGGCGUGAUUUGUACAGAAGAUAUUCUAGAGUGUGCCAGUAAUCCGUGUCAAAAUGAUGCAACUUGCUCAGACCUGGAGAACGGAUUUGAUUGUGUGUGUCCAUUCGGAUACAGAGGACCACUUUGUGAAGAAGAAAUCGUUGAAUGUGCUGGCAAUCCAUGCAUGAAUGAUGCCACCUGUGUGGAUCUGGUUGCUGGAUAUGUGUGUCUAUGUAGUACAGGAUGGCAGGGGAUUCACUGUGAAAACGACAUCUUAGAAUGUGCAAGCAACCCAUGUCAAAAUGACGCAACCUGCAUCGACCUGCUUGAUUCUUAUGAAUGCCAGUGCCCUCCAGGCUGGAAUGGAACACACUGUGAGAUGGACAUUGUAGAAUGUGCAAGUAAUCCUUGUCUGAAUGGUGCUACUUGUCUUGAAGACAUCAAUGGAUAUGACUGUCAAUGUCCAGAGGGAUGGACUGGAGUACACUGUGAAGACGAGAUUCAAGAGUGUUCCAGUAACCCUUGUCAAAAUAAUGGAACCUGUGUCGACCUCAUAGGCGCCUUUAACUGUGUCUGUGCACCAGGAUGGACUGGAACCCUAUGCGAGAUUGAGAUUGAUGAAUGUGGCAGCACUCCAUGUCAAAAUGGUGCAGUCUGUGUCGAUAUUAUUGGCAGUUAUGAAUGUCAGUGUCUACCAGGCUGGCAAGGAGUUAACUGCGAAUCUGAGAUUCUUGAAUGCAGCAGUAAUCCAUGUCAGAAUGGAGCUGAAUGUUUUGACAUGAUCAAUGCAUACCAGUGUAUUUGUGAUCCAGGUUUCAAUGGUACUAACUGUGAAGUUGAUAUUGAUGAAUGUGCAAGUGACCCAUGCCAAAAUGGUGCAAAUUGCCUUGAAUUCAUUGAUUUCUAUGAAUGCCAAUGUUUACCAGGUUGGAAUGGAAGCAAUUGUGAAGUCAACAUUGAUGAUUGUGAUGGGAAUCUUUGCAUCAAUGGUGCUACCUGCAUUGAUGAAAUAGAUGGUUACAGUUGCCAGUGUCCUGAAGGUUGGGUUGGUCAAUUCUGUGGUAGUGAGAUCUUAGAAUGUCUGAGCAACCCCUGUUUCAAUGGAGGAAACUGUAUAGACCUGAUUCCAGGAUAUCAAUGUGAAUGUACUACUGGAUGGACAGGAACACACUGUGAAACUGAGAUCAUGGAAUGUUCCUCUGAUCCUUGUCAGAACGGAGCUUCAUGCAAUGAUCUGAUUGGUACAUAUGUAUGUCAGUGUGCUCCAGGUUGGAAUGGCACUAACUGUGAUAUAGAAAUUCUUGAAUGUGCUGGAGAUCCCUGCAUGAAUGGAGCUACCUGUGUGGACCUGAUUGCCAUGUAUGAAUGCAUCUGUGCUCCAGGAUGGAAUGGUAGCAACUGUGAAGUAGACAUCCAGGAAUGUGCCAGCAAUCCAUGUCAAAAUGGUGCAACAUGCAUAGAUGAAAUAGGAUUGUUCACCUGUCAAUGCCCUCUUGGCUUCACUGGUGUACUAUGUGAGGCUGACAUAGAGGAAUGUUCCAGCAAUCCUUGUUUGAAUGGAGCAACCUGCAUCGAUCUGAUUGGAGGGUACCAAUGUGAAUGUGCUUUAGGCUGGGAGGGCAUCCACUGUGAAUUAGAGGACCAGGAAUGUACCAGUGAUCCUUGUCAGAAUGGCGCUACUUGUCUAGAUUUAGUUGGAAGUUAUGAAUGUCAGUGUACUCUAGGAUGGAAUGGAACCAACUGUGAAAUAGAAUCUAACGAGUGUUUGAGCAAUCCUUGUCUGAAUGGAGCUACCUGUACAGAUUUAUUUAAUGGGUUCCAAUGUCGAUGUGCCCCAGGAUGGGAAGGAGACUUGUGUGCAAUUGAAAUUUUAGAGUGUUCCUUCAACAUCUGUCAGAAUGGUGCUACAUGUGUGGAUGGAUUGGCAAGUUUUGAAUGCAUUUGUGCACCUGGAUGGCAGGGUGUGACCUGUACAGAGGAUAUUCUAGAGUGUGCCAGUAAUCCUUGCCAAAAUGGUGCAACUUGCUCAGACCUGGAAAACGGAUAUGAAUGUGUGUGUCGUUUUGGCUUCAGAGGAACACUUUGCGAAGAAGAAAUUGUUGAAUGUGCUGGCAAUCCAUGCAUGAAUGACGCCACCUGUGUAGAUCUGGUUGCUGGAUAUGUGUGUCUAUGUAGUACAGGAUGGCAGGGGAUUCACUGUGAAAACGACAUCUUAGAAUGUGCAAGCAACCCAUGUCUAAAUGACGCAACCUGCAUCGAUCUGCUUGAUUCUUAUGAAUGCCAAUGCCCUCCAGGUUGGAAUGGAACUCACUGUGAAAUAGACAUCGUAGAAUGUGCCAGUAAUCCUUGUCUGAAUGGUGCUACUUGUCUUGAAGACAUCAAUGGAUAUGACUGUCAAUGCCCAGAGGGAUGGACUGGAGUACACUGUGAAGAGGAAAUUCAAGAGUGUUCCAGUAACCCUUGUCAAAAUAAUGGAACCUGUGUCGACCUCAUAGGUGCCAUUAACUGUGUCUGUGCACCAGGAUGGACUGGAACCCUAUGCGAGAUUGAGAUUGAUGAGUGUGACAGCGCUCCAUGCCAAAAUGGUGCGGUCUGUGUUGAUCUUAUUGGCAGUUAUGAAUGUCAGUGUCUACCAGGCUGGCAAGGAGUGAACUGUGAAUCUGAGAUCCUUGAAUGUAAGAGCAACCCAUGUCAUAAUGGAGCUCAGUGCUUAGAGAUGAUUAAUGGAUACCAAUGCAUUUGUGACCCAGGUUUCAAUGGUCUGAAGUGUGAGAAUAAUGUAGAUGAAUGUGCCAGUGACCCAUGCCAAAAUGGAGCAACAUGCCUUGAAUCUCUUGAUUCGUAUGAAUGCCAAUGCUUACCAGGUUGGAAUGGAACCAAUUGUGAAGUCAACAUUGAUUAUUGUAAUGGAAAUCUUUGCAUCAAUGGUGCUACCUGCACAAAUGAAGUAGAUGGUUACAGUUGCCAGUGUCUUGAAGGUUGGGUUGGUCAAUUCUGUGGUAUUGAGAUCUUAGAAUGUUUGAGCAACCCCUGUUUCAAUGGAGCAAACUGUAUAGACCUGAUUCCAGGAUAUCAAUGUGAAUGUACUACUGAAUGGACAGGAACACACUGUGAAACUGAGAUCUUGGAAUGUUCUUCUGAUCCAUGCCAGAACGGAGCUACUUGCAAUGAUCUGAUUGGUACAUAUGAAUGUCAAUGUGCUCCAGGCUGGAACGGCACUAACUGUGAAAUUGAAAUUCUUGAAUGUGCUGGAGAUCCCUGCAUGAAUGGAGCUACCUGUGUGGACCUUAUUGCCAUGUAUGAAUGCAUCUGUGCUCCAGGAUGGAAUGGUAGCAACUGUGAAGUAGACAUCCAGGAAUGUGCCAGCAAUCCAUGUCAAAAUGGUGCAACAUGCAUAGAUGAAAUAGGAUUGUUCACCUGUCAAUGUCCUCUUGGCUUCACUGGUGUACUAUGUGAGGCUGACAUAGAGGAAUGUUCCAGCAAUCCUUGUUUGAAUGGAGCAACCUGCAUCGAUCUGAUUGGAGGGUACCAGUGUGAAUGUGCUUUAGGCUGGGAGGGCAUCCACUGUGAAUUAGAGGACCAGGAAUGUACCAGUGAUCCUUGUCAGAAUGGGGCUACUUGUCUUGAUUUGGUUGGAGGCUAUCAUUGUCAGUGCCCUCUCGGAUGGGAUGGAUCUAAUUGCGAAUCGGACUUUGAUGAAUGUGUGAGCGAUCCUUGUCUAAAUGGAGCAACCUGUGCGGACUUCUUCAAUGGUUAUUUCUGCCAGUGUGCUCCUGGCUGGGAAGGAGAAGCAUGUCAGAUAGAAAUAAUGGAGUGUUCCUGCAACCCGUGUCUAAAUGGUGCUACUUGUGUUGAUGGAUUAGCAAGUUUUGAAUGCGUAUGUGCUUCUGGAUGGCAGGGAAUAACAUGUGCAGAAGAUAUUGCAGAGUGUGCUAGUAACCCCUGCCAAAAUGGUGCAACGUGCUCUGACUUGGAGAAUGGAUUUCAGUGUACUUGUCCUUUUGGAUACAAAGGAAGACUUUGUGAAGAAGAAAUCAUUGAGUGUGAUGGCGAUCCAUGCAUGAAUGGUGCCACCUGCAUAGACUUGGUUGCCGGAUAUGUUUGCCUGUGCAGUACUGGAUGGCAAGGUCUACAUUGUGAGAAUGACAUCUUAGAAUGUGCAAGCAACCCAUGUCUAAAUGACGCCACCUGCAUCGAUCUGCUUGAUUCUUAUGAAUGCCAGUGCCCUCCAGGCUGGAAUGGAAUUCACUGUGAGAUAGACAUUGUAGAAUGUGCCAGUAAUCCUUGUCUGAAUGGUGCUACUUGUUUUGAAGACAUCAAUGGAUAUGACUGUCAAUGUCCAGAGGGAUGGACUGGAGUACACUGUGAAGAGGAAAUUCAAGAGUGCUCCAGUAACCCUUGUCAAAAUAAUGGAACCUGUGUCGACCUCAUAGGUGCCUUUAACUGUGUCUGUGCACCAGGAUGGACUGGAACCCUAUGCGAGAUUGAGAUUGAUGAGUGUGACAGCGCUCCAUGUCAAAAUGGUGCAGUCUGUGUUGAUAUUAUUGGCAGUUAUGAAUGUCAGUGUCUACCAGGCUGGCAAGGAGUUAACUGCGAAUCUGAGAUCCUUGAAUGCAGCAGUAAUCCAUGUCAGAAUGGAGCUGAAUGUUUUGACAUGAUCAAUGCAUACCAGUGUAUUUGCAAUCGAGGUUGGAACGGCACCCACUGUGAGCUAGACGUCAUGGAGUGUGCCAGCAGUCCUUGUCAAAAUGGAGCAACCUGCACAGACUUAAUAGACGCCUACGUUUGUGAAUGCCCCAAAGGCUUCAAUGGAAUCCACUGUGAACUGGCAAUCCUAGCAUGCAAUAGCAAUCCAUGCCAAAAUGAUGCAUUGUGCCUUGACCUCACUCUUGGAUAUCUCUGCAUGUGCGCCCCUGGUUGGACAGGGGAAAAUUGUGAAUUUGAAAUGACUGAAUGUAUGGAUGAUCCAUGCAUAAACAAUGCCACCUGUGUAGAUCUGGUGGGGGGCUAUUCAUGCAUCUGUGGUCCUGGAUGGAAUGGAACCAACUGUGAAAUGAACAUUCAGGAAUGUAGCAGUGAUCCAUGUCAGAACAAUGCCACUUGUAUCGAUGCUAUAGCAAGUUAUCAGUGCGUAUGUCCACCUGGAUGGACUGGCCCUACAUGUGAACUAGAUAUUCAAGAAUGUUCAAGUAACCCGUGCUUGAAUGGAGCCAACUGUACAGAGUUGCAAAAUGGCUACGAUUGCAUUUGUCCUUCUGGAUUCGAUGGAACACAUUGUGAAACCAGUAUUUUUACGUGUUCCAGUGAUCCAUGUUUGAAUGGCGCCAAUUGUAUGGAACUUGUGAAUGGAUACUUAUGUGUUUGUGCCCCUGGAUAUUUUGGUACGCACUGUGAGCGUGAAAUUGUGGAAUGUUCUAGCAACCCUUGUCAAAAUGGAGCCAACUGCACAGAACUAGUUGAUGGAUAUGAGUGCUUGUGCCAACCAGGCUUCAAUGGCACAUUCUGUGAGGCAAAUAUCCAGGACUGUUCAGAAAAUCCGUGUUUGAAUGGUGCAAACUGUAUGGACUUGGUCAACGGCUAUCUUUGCAUAUGUGCACCUGGAUUUACAGGAGAACACUGCGAGACUGGAUUUCAGGAAUGUGCAAGCAACCCAUGUCAAAAUGGAGCCAAUUGUACAGAAGAGAUAAACGGUUUCCUGUGUGUCUGCCCACUAGGUUACAAUGGCACUUUCUGUGAAGAUGAAGUAUUGGAGUGUUCCAGCAACCCAUGUCAAAAUGGAGCUGACUGCACAGAGCUAAUCAAUGGUUAUGAAUGUGUCUGUCAACCAGGUUACAAUGGGGUAAACUGUGAGAACGAGAUUCAAGACUGUGCAGGAGAUCCCUGUCUGAAUGAUGCAAACUGUAUGGACUUGAUUAAUGGAUAUCUCUGCAUUUGUCAACCAGGUUACAAUGGACUACACUGUGAAUCUGAAACUCUAGAAUGUGCCAGCAACCCUUGUCAGAAUGGAGCCAACUGCACAGAUCUGAUUGAUGUGUACUUUUGCCAAUGUCCAUUGGGCUUUAAUGGAACAAACUGUGAGAUAGAGCUUGAUGAAUGUGGCAGUAUUCCAUGUACAAAUGGAGCCAACUGCACAGACUUGGGGGAUGGGUAUAUUUGUCAUUGUCCAGUAGGAUACACAGGUAUAAAUUGUGAGCAAGAUAUUUUGGAAUGUUCCAGUGAUCCAUGUCAGAAUGGUGCUACUUGCUCAGAGCUUAUCAAUCGCUACGAGUGCAUCUGUGCACCAGGAUACAAUGGCACGCACUGUGAGACUGAAAUACAAGAAUGUUCAGGGAACCCAUGUCUGAAUGGUGCAAACUGUAUGGACUUGAUUAACGGCUAUCUCUGCGCAUGUGCUCCAGGAUUUGAAGGAGAUCAUUGUGAGCUUGAGAUUCAGGAAUGCGCCAGCAACCCUUGCCGGAAUGGGGCCAACUGUACAGAGGGAAUAAAUGGAUAUAUAUGUGUAUGUCCCCCACGUUUCAACGGUACUCAUUGUGGAACUGGUUUUGCAGAAUGUGAAAGUAAUCCUUGCCAGAACAAUGCUACAUGUAUUAAUGGAUUGGGUGACUAUCAAUGCAACUGUGCUCCUGGAUGGACUGGAGAGACUUGUGACACAGAUGUUUUAGAAUGCUUUAGCAAUCCUUGUCUAAAUAGAGCAUUGUGUGAAGAAGGCAUUAAUUCAUAUGAAUGUAUCUGCCUACAAGGAUUUUAUGGCACAAACUGCGAAACUGAAAUUCAAGAGUGUGCUAACAAUCCAUGCUUAAAUGGUGCAAAUUGUAUGGACUUGAUCGAUGGAUAUCUGUGCAUCUGUUCACCAGGAUAUGAAGGAGAUUAUUGCGAGACUGACAUUCAGGAGUGUGCCAACAACACUUGUCAAAAUGGAGCCAAUUGUACAGAAGAGAUAAACGGUUUCCUGUGUAUCUGCCCAGCAGGUUACAAUGGCACUUUUUGUGAAAAUGAAGUAGUGGAGUGUUCCAGCAACCCAUGUCAAAAUGGAGCUGACUGCACAGAACUGAUCAACGGCUAUGAAUGUGUCUGUCAACCAGGUUACAAUGGUAUCAACUGUGAGAACGAAAUACAAGAAUGUUCAGGGAAUCCAUGUCUGAAUGAUGCAAACUGUAUGGACUUGAUCGAUGGAUAUCUUUGCAUCUGUUCACCAGGAUAUGAAGGAGAUUAUUGCGAGACUGACAUUCAGGAGUGCGCCAACAACACUUGUCAAAAUGGAGCCAAUUGUACAGAAGAGAUAAACGGUUUCCUGUGUAUCUGCCCAGCAGGUUACAAUGGCACUUUUUGUGAAAAUGAAGUAGUGGAGUGUUCCAGCAACCCAUGUCAAAAUGGAGCUGACUGCACAGAACUGAUCAACGGCUAUGAAUGUGUCUGUCAACCAGGUUACAAUGGUAUCAACUGUGAGAACGAAAUACAAGAAUGUUCAGGGAAUCCAUGUCUAAAUGAUGCAAACUGUAUGGACUUGAUCGAUGGAUAUAUUUGCAUCUGUUCACCAGGAUAUGAAGGAGAUUAUUGUGAGACUGAGAUUCAGGAGUGCGCCAGCAACCCAUGUCAAAAUGGAGCUGACUGCACAGAACUGAUCAACAGCUAUGAAUGUGUCUGUCAACCAGGUUACAAUGGUAUCUACUGUGAGAACGACAUCCAAGAUUGUGCAGGAGGUCCUUGUCGAAAUGGUGCAAACUGUACGGACCUGAACAAUGGCUACCUUUGCAUCUGUGCACCAGGAUUUGAAGGAGAACACUGUGAAACUGAAACUCUAGAAUGUACCAGCAACCCAUGUCAGAAUGGAGCCAACUGUACAGAUCUGAUUGAUGAGUACUUCUGCCAAUGUCCAUCAGGGUUUAAUGGAACAAACUGUGAGAUGGAGCUUGAUGAAUGUAGCAGUAAUCCAUGUCAAAAUGGAGCUGACUGCACAGAACUGAUCAACGGCUAUGAAUGUGUCUGUCAACCAGGUUACAAUGGUAUCAACUGUGAGAACGAAAUACAAGAAUGUUCAGGGAAUCCAUGUCUGAAUGAUGCAAACUGUAUGGACUUGAUCGACAGAUAUAUUUGCAUCUGUUCACCAGGAUAUGAAGGAGAUUAUUGCGAGACUGACAUUCAGGAGUGUGCCAACAACACAUGUCAAAAUGGAGCCAAUUGUACAGAAGAGAUGAACGGUUUCCUGUGUAUCUGCCCAGCAGGUUACAAUGGCACUUUUUGUGAAAAUGAAGUAGUGGAGUGUUCCAGCAACCCAUGUCAAAAUGGAGCUGACUGCACAGAACUGAUCAACGGCUAUGAAUGUGUCUGUCAACCAGGUUACAAUGGUAUCAACUGUGAGAACGAAAUACAAGAAUGUUCAGGGAAUCCAUGUCUGAAUGAUGCAAACUGUAUGGACUUGAUCGACAGAUAUAUUUGCAUCUGUUCACCAGGAUAUGAAGGAGAUUAUUGCGAGACUGACAUUCAGGAGUGUGCCAACAACACAUGUCAAAAUGGAGCCAAUUGUACAGAAGAGAUGAACGGUUUCCUGUGUAUCUGCCCAGCAGGUUACAAUGGCACUUUUUGUGAAAAUGAAGUAGUGGAGUGUUCCAGCAACCCAUGUCAAAAUGGAGCUGACUGCACAGAACUGAUCAACGGCUAUGAAUGUGUCUGUCAACCAGGUUACAAUGGUAUCAACUGUGAGAACGAAAUACAAGAAUGUUCAGGGAAUCCAUGUCUGAAUGAUGCAAACUGUAUGGACUUGAUCGACAGAUAUAUUUGCAUCUGUUCACCAGGAUAUGAAGGAGAUUAUUGCGAGACUGACAUUCAGGAGUGUGCCAACAACACAUGUCAAAAUGGAGCCAAUUGUACAGAAGAGAUGAACGGUUUCCUGUGUAUCUGCCCAGCAGGUUACAAUGGCACUUUUUGUGAAAAUGAAGUAGUGGAGUGUUCCAGCAACCCAUGUCAAAAUGGAGCUGACUGCACAGAACUGAUCAACGGCUAUGAAUGUGUCUGUCAACCAGGUUACAAUGGUAUCAACUGUGAGAACGAAAUACAAGAAUGUUCAGGGAAUCCAUGUCUGAAUGAUGCAAACUGUAUGGACUUGAUCGACAGAUAUAUUUGCAUCUGUUCACCAGGAUAUGAAGGAGAUUAUUGCGAGACUGACAUUCAGGAGUGUGCCAACAACACAUGUCAAAAUGGAGCCAAUUGUACAGAAGAGAUGAACGGUUUCCUGUGUAUCUGCCCAGCAGGUUACAAUGGCACUUUUUGUGAAAAUGAAGUAGUGGAGUGUUCCAGCAACCCAUGUCAAAAUGGAGCUGACUGCACAGAACUGAUCAACGGCUAUGAAUGUGUCUGUCAACCAGGUUACAAUGGUAUCAACUGUGAGAACGAAAUACAAGAAUGUUCAGGGAAUCCAUGUCUGAAUGGUGCAAACUGUAUGGACUUGAUCGAUGGAUAUCUUUGCAUCUGUUCACCAGGAUAUGAAGGAGAUUAUUGCGAGACUGACAUUCAGGAGUGCGCCAACAACACUUGUCAAAAUGGAGCCAAUUGUACAGAAGAGAUAAACGGUUUCCUGUGUAUCUGCCCAGCAGGUUACAAUGGCACUUUUUGUGAAAAUGAAGUAGUGGAGUGUUCCAGCAACCCAUGUCAAAAUGGAGCUGACUGCACAGAACUGAUCAACGGCUAUGAAUGUGUCUGUCAACCAGGUUACAAUGGUAUCAACUGUGAGAACGAAAUACAAGAAUGUUCAGGGAAUCCAUGUCUGAAUGAUGCAAACUGUAUGGACUUGAUCGAUGGAUAUCUUUGCAUCUGUUCACCAGGAUAUGAAGGAGAUUAUUGCGAGACUGACAUUCAGGAGUGCGCCAACAACACUUGUCAAAAUGGAGCCAAUUGUACAGAAGAGAUGAACGGUUUCCUGUGUAUCUGCCCAGCAGGUUACAAUGGCACUUUUUGUGAAAAUGAAGUAGUGGAGUGUUCCAGCAACCCAUGUCAAAAUGGAGCUGACUGCACAGAACUGAUCAACGGCUAUGAAUGUGUCUGUCAACCAGGUUACAAUGGUAUCAACUGUGAGAACGAAAUACAAGAAUGUUCAGGGAAUCCAUGUCUGAAUGGUGCAAACUGUAUGGACUUGAUCGAUGGAUAUCUUUGCAUCUGUUCACCAGGAUAUGAAGGAGAUUAUUGCGAGACUGACAUUCAGGAGUGCGCCAACAACACUUGUCAAAAUGGAGCCAAUUGUACAGAAGAGAUAAACGGUUUCCUGUGUAUCUGCCCAGCAGGUUACAAUGGCACUUUUUGUGAAAAUGAAGUAGUGGAGUGUUCCAGCAACCCAUGUCAAAAUGGAGCUGACUGCACAGAACUGAUCAACGGCUAUGAAUGUGUCUGUCAACCAGGUUACAAUGGUAUCAACUGUGAGAACGAAAUACAAGAAUGUUCAGGGAAUCCAUGUCUGAAUGAUGCAAACUGUAUGGACUUGAUCGAUGGAUAUCUGUGCAUCUGUUCACCAGGAUAUGAAGGAGAUUAUUGCGAGACUGACAUUCAGGAGUGUGCCAACAACACUUGUCAAAAUGGAGCCAAUUGUACAGAAGAGAUAAACGGUUUCCUGUGUAUCUGCCCAGCAGGUUACAAUGGCACUUUUUGUGAAAAUGAAGUAGUGGAGUGUUCCAGCAACCCAUGUCAAAAUGGAGCUGACUGCACAGAACUGAUCAACGGCUAUGAAUGUGUCUGUCAACCAGGUUACAAUGGUAUCAACUGUGAGAACGAAAUACAAGAAUGUUCAGGGAAUCCAUGUCUGAAUGAUGCAAACUGUAUGGACUUGAUCGACAGAUAUAUUUGUAUCUGUUCACAAGGAUAUGAAGGAGAUUAUUGUGAGACUGAGAUUCAGGAGUGCGCCAGCAACCCAUGUCAAAAUGGAGCUGACUGCACAGAACUGAUCAACAGCUAUGAAUGUGUCUGUCAACCAGGUUACAAUGGUAUCUACUGUGAGAACGACAUCCAAGAUUGUACAGGAGGUCCUUGUCUAAAUCGUGCAAACUGUACGGACCUGAACAAUGGCUACCUUUGCAUCUGUGCACCAGGAUUUGAAGGAGAACACUGUGAAACUGAAACUCUAGAAUGUACCAGCAACCCAUGUCAGAAUGGAGCCAACUGUACAGAUCUGAUUGAUGAGUACUUCUGCCAAUGUCCAUCAGGCUUUAAUGGAACAAACUGUGAGAUGGAGCUUGAUGAAUGUAGCAGUAAUCCAUGUGUAAAUGGAGCCAACUGCACAGACUUUGUAGACGGGUAUAUUUGUCUUUGUCCAGUAGGAUACACAGGUGUUAAUUGCGAGCAAGAUAUUUUGGAAUGUUCCAGUGAUCCAUGUCAGAAUGGUGCUACUUGCUCAGAGCUUGUCAAUGGCUACGAGUGCAUUUGUGCACCAGGCUACAAUGACACCCUCUGUGAGACCGAAAUAAAAGAAUGUUCAGGAAACCCAUGUCUGAAUGGUGCAAACUGUAUGGACUUGAUCGAUGGAUAUCUGUGCAUCUGUUCACCAGGAUAUGAAGGAGAUUAUUGCGAGGCUGAGAUUCAGGAGUGCGCCAGCAAGCCUUGUCAAAAUGGAGCCAAUUGUACAGAAGAGAUAAACGGUUUCCUGUGUAUCUGCCCAGCAGGUUACAAUGGCACUUUCUGUCAAGAUGAAGUAGUGGAGUGUUCCAGCAACCCAUGUCAAAAUGGAGCUGACUGCACAGAACUGAUCAACGGCUAUGAAUGUGUCUGUCAACCAGGUUACAAUGGUAUCAACUGUGAGAACGACAUCCAAGAUUGUGCAGGAGGUCCUUGUCAAAAUGGUGCAAACUGUACGGACUUGAACAAUGGCUACCUGUGCAUCUGUGCACCAGGAUUUGAAGGAGAACACUGUGAAAUUGAAACUCUAGAAUGUACCAGCAACCCUUGUCAGAAUGGAGCCGACUGCACAAAUCUGAUUGAUGAGUACUUCUGCCAAUGUCCAUCAGGAUUUAAUGGAACAAACUGUGAGAUGGAACUUGAUGAAUGUAGCAGUAAUCCAUGUGUAAAUGGAGCAAACUGCACAGACUUGGUAGACGGGUAUAUUUGUCAUUGUCCAGCAGGAUACACAGGUAUUCAUUGCGAGCAAGAUAUUUUGGAAUGUUCCAGUGAUCCAUGUCAGAAUGGUGCUACUUGCUUAGAGCUUGUCAAUGGAUUUGAAUGCCGAUGUGAAGAGGGCUGGGAAGGAAUGCUGUGUGAGCAAGAAAUCUUGGAAUGUUCAAGUGACCCUUGUCAGAAUGGAGGUACUUGUCUAGAUCUCAUUGGUUCUUAUCAAUGUCAGUGUGCUCCAGGUUGGACUGGUAUCAACUGUGAUACGGAAAUUCCAGAGUGUGCUAGUGACCCUUGUCUCAAUGGUGGAACCUGCCAAGAUUUAGUCAACAGCUAUGAAUGCAUAUGUGCUCCAGGAUGGAAUGGAACCAAUUGUGAAAUUGAAAUUCUUGAGUGUAGCAGCAAUCCAUGUCUAAAUGGUGCUACUUGUCAAGAGUUGAUUGGAUCAUACCAGUGUAUCUGCCCAAUGGGAUUCUCUGGCAUAAACUGUGAAACAGAGCUACCUCCUUGCACCAGCUCGCCAUGUGAGAAUGGCGGAGUUUGCUUCCAGAGUGUGGAGACUGCAGAGUACUUCUGUAUCUGUAUGCCAGGUUGGAGAGGUGUUAACUGUGAGCUCCCAAUCGAUUUGUGCUCACCAGAUGCCUGUGAAAAUGGAGCCACCUGUAACAAUUUCCAGACAUCGUAUUCCUGCACAUGUCCACCUGGAUUCUCUGGGAUGAACUGUGAAAUUGAUAUCGAUGAAUGUGUCAACCACACAUGUCUGAAUGGAGCAACGUGUGUAGAUGGAAUCAAUGGAUUUGGCUGUUCAUGUUCACCAGGAUGGACUGGGGAAUUCUGUGAAACAGAAAUCUUGGAAUGUUCAAGUGACCCUUGUCAGAAUGGAGGUACCUGUCUAGAUCUCAUUGGUUCUUAUCAAUGUCAGUGUGCUUCAGGCUGGACUGGUGUUAACUGUGAUACGGAAAUCCUGGAGUGUGCAAGCAUGCCUUGUAUGAAUGGUGCAAAUUGUACAGAGAUGAUCAACGGGUACAGCUGUGAAUGUCUGCUGGGAUGGAAUGGAACCAACUGUGAAAUGGAAAUCCUUGAAUGUUCUAGCAACCCUUGUGACAACAAUGCAACCUGUGUAGAUCUCAUUAAUGGAUAUGAGUGCAUGUGCCCUCUCGGAUGGAAUGGAACUCAUUGUGAAAUAGAAAUCAAAGAGUGUGGCAGUGAUCCUUGCCAGAAUGGAGGGACUUGUCAAGACUUCCUCGGUUUCUAUCUGUGUGAAUGUGCAGCUGGCUGGAAUGGCACAGACUGUGAGAUAGAUAUUCCAGAGUGUGAUAGUGACCCCUGUCUCAAUGGUGCGACCUGCCAAGAUUUAGUCAACAGCUAUGAAUGUAUAUGUGCUCCAGGAUGGAAUGGAACCAAUUGUGAAACUGAAAUCCUAGAAUGCAUUGGAAACGCAUGUAUGAACAAUGCCACCUGUGUUGAACUCAUUGUUGGGUAUCAAUGUUUCUGUGUGGAAGGAUGGACUGGAAUUCAUUGUGAAUUUGAUAUUCUCGAGUGUGCAAGUGAGCCUUGUCGGAAUAACGCGACAUGCAUGGAUCUGACCAAUGAGUAUCAAUGCCAAUGUGCUGCAGGUUGGACCGGAGAUCACUGUGAAUCGGAUAUCUUGGAGUGUUCCAGUGAUCCUUGUCAGAAUGGAGCUACAUGUGCAGAGGGAAUGAACGGCUAUGAUUGCAUCUGCCCUUCUGGAUUUGAAGGUGCAAACUGUGAAAUUGAUAUUGAUGAAUGUCAGCUGGAUGCUUGUCAGAACAAUGCUACAUGUGUAGAUCAAGUGGCAGGCUACUUCUGCGUCUGCCCACCUGGAUGGACAGGAACUAACUGCUCAAUCGAUGUACUUGAGUGCCUGAGUAUUCCCUGCCAGAAUGGAGGUAGCUGUGAAGAUCUUCUCAAUGGAUAUCAAUGUAUGUGUACUGACGGAUGGACUGGCACAAACUGCGAAACUGAAAUUCGUGAGUGUGCAAGCAUGCCAUGUCAGAAUGGUGGCACAUGUGUUGAAAUGAUCAACGGUUACAUGUGCAUAUGUGCUCCUGGAUGGGAGGGGGAUAACUGUGAUAUAGCUACCAAUCUUUGUGAUCCUGAUCCUUGUCUGAAUGGUGCUACUUGUAUGAACUUCCAGACCUCCUAUAACUGUACAUGUCCAGAGGGUUUCAUAGGAGAUAACUGUGAAGAGUAUGCUGGCUGUGAUAGUAACCCUUGUCAGAAUGGAGCAACUUGCACACAGGAAGAAGACUUUUACACUUGUCAAUGUCCUCUUGGCUAUGAAGGAACCAAUUGUGAAACGGAAAUCAACCUGUGUGACUCUGAUCCCUGUCAGAAUGGAGCCACCUGUUCUAACUUCAGGACAUCAUACACCUGUACAUGCCCUGAAGGAUUUGGUGGUGAAAACUGCGAAAUUUAUGCUGGAUGUAGUAGUAACCCAUGCGAGAAUGAUGGUACAUGUCUUCAAGCAUUCAAUUUCUACAUCUGCCAGUGUGCACCGGGUUACCGAGGAAUGAACUGUGAACAAGAGGUGAAUCUAUGUGAUCCGAACCCAUGUGAGAACAUGGCAGUGUGUACUAACUUCAGGGUAUCCUAUACCUGUGACUGUCUGCCUGGAUUUACUGGAGUCAACUGUCAAGAUUACAUUGGAUGCGACAGUGAUCCCUGUCUGAAUGGAGCUACCUGUGCUGUGCUCAACGAUACCUACACAUGUACUUGUCCUGCUGGAUACACUGGAGUCAUGUGUGAAACAGAAAUCAACCUGUGUGACUCCGAUCCCUGUCAGAACGGAGCCACCUGUUCUAACUUCAGGACAUCAUACACCUGUGCAUGCCCUGAAGGUUACACAGGUGUCAACUGUGAACUUUAUAACGGAUGCAGUAGUGAUCCUUGUAUGAAUGGAGCUGGAUGUCUACAGAGUUCUGAUAGCUACACAUGCAUCUGUCUACCAGGCUAUCAAGGCCAACUUUGUGAAGAAGAAAUCAACCUUUGUGGCCCUGAUCCCUGUCAGAACGGAGCCACUUGCUCUAACUUCAGGACGUCGUAUACCUGUACAUGCCCUGAAGGAUACACAGGUCUUGACUGUGAAGUAUAUGAUGGCUGUGGCAGCAACCCAUGCCAGAAUGAUGCUACUUGCAUGCAGCUUAAUGACACUUUCCAGUGUAUCUGUGCAGAUGGCUUUGGUGGGGAUUUCUGUGAGAAUUUUACUGCGUGCAGUAGUAACCCUUGUUUGAAUGGUGCCUCCUGUGCUCAGCUUUCAAAUAACACUUAUAAAUGUAUGUGUGCACCUGGCUACAACGGCUUGAUGUGUCGGAACGAAAUCAACCUAUGCGACCCAGAUCCGUGUCAGAAUGGAGCCACCUGUUCUAAUUUCCGCACGUCGUAUAACUGUACAUGCCCUGAAGUUUAUUCUGGUGUCAACUGUGAAGUAUACUCUGGUUGUGAGAGCAAUCCAUGCCUGAAUGGGGCCACCUGCAGUCAACAGAAUGACACAUACACCUGUACCUGUGCCAGCGGAUAUGUUGGAAUGCUAUGUGAAAUCGAACUUGAUGGUUGUGAUCCUAACCCUUGUGAGAAUGGAGCUACCUGUAUGGACCUCCUGGGAGACUACAACUGUACCUGUGAACCAGGAUGGAAGGGAAUCAACUGUACUGAAGAGUUUGAUGCGUGUGGUGGUGACCCCUGUCAGAAUGGAGCUACUUGUACCAAUAUCCUCAGCUCCUACAACUGCUCCUGUUCUCCUGGAUAUGAAGGCAUGGACUGUGAAAAUGAAAUAAACUUGUGUGAUCCUGACCCAUGUUUGAAUGGAGCAAACUGCUCUAACUUCAGGACAUCGUUUGACUGUGCUUGCCCAACUGGCUACCAGGGAAUGAUAUGCGAAGUAUAUGCAGGUUGUGCAAGCGAUCCUUGUCUGAAUGGAGCCAUGUGCAGUGAAGGAAAUGACUCAUUCAGUUGUCUCUGUGCAUCUGGAUAUGAAGGAGAUCUCUGUGAAAAUGCUAUUGACUUGUGUGAAUCGGAUCCAUGUUUGAAUGGCGCCACUUGCACAAACUUUCAGACUUCCUACAACUGCACUUGCCCUCCGGCAUUCACAGGAGACAAUUGUGAAGUUUACAUUGGAUGUUCCAGUAACCCAUGUCAGAAUGGCGCCAGCUGUUCAGAGAAUGUAGACAAUACCUUCACGUGUAUUUGUCCACCAGGCUAUGAAGGAGAAUUCUGUGAACAAGAAAUCAACCUGUGUGACUCUGAUCCCUGUCAGAAUGGGGCCACCUGCUCUAACUUCAUGACAUUGUAUAUCUGUACAUGCCCUGAAGGAUACACUGGUGUCAACUGUGAAGUGUAUUCUGGAUGUGAUAGUGACCCCUGCCAGAAUGAAGGGACAUGCUUUCAAGCAAAUGAUUUCUAUAUCUGUCAGUGUGCUCCAGGAUAUAGAGGAUUCAACUGUGAAGAAGAGGUGAAUCUAUGUGAUCUGAACCUAUGUGAGAACAUGGCAGUGUGUACUAACUUCAGGAUCUCCUAUACAUGCGAUUGUCUGCCAGGAUUCACUGGAGUCAACUGUCAAGAUUAUGUUGGUUGUGUCAGCAGCCCUUGCCAGAAUGGAGCAACAUGUGCAGUGUUCAACAAUACCUACUCCUGUGCGUGUGUACCUGGCUUCACUAGCUCCAUGUGCGAAACAGCAAUCGAUCUAUGUGAGCCCGACCCCUGUCAGAAUGGAGCUACAUGUACAAACUUCCAGACAUCAUAUACAUGUGACUGCCCAAUUGGAUACACAGGCAUGAAUUGUGAAGUGUAUUCUGGAUGCAACAGUGACCCCUGUCAGAAUGGAGCAACAUGUCAGCAAGACAAUGAAUCCUAUGCCUGUAUCUGUUUACCGGGAUACCAAGGAGUAUUGUGUGAAGAAGAAAUCAAUCUCUGCAACCCUGAUCCUUGUGUGAAUGGUGCCACAUGCUCCAACUUUAGGACAUCUUAUAACUGUACCUGUGUGAUGGGCUUUGUAGGAGAAAACUGUCAAGAUUACGCUGGUUGCGACAGUGAUCCUUGUCAGAAUGGAGCCACCUGUAUGAACUCCAACUCUUCUUACACUUGCGUUUGUCCAGAAGGAUUCUCUGGAGUAUUGUGUCAAGACUACGUUGGGUGUGACAGCAACCCAUGCAUGAACGGAGCCACAUGUACACAGCAACCCAACAACACGUACACAUGUGACUGUCCUCCUGGAUACCAAGGAAUCAUUUGUGAAACAGAAAUCGACCUAUGUGACCCAGAUCCCUGCCAGAAUGGAGCAAACUGUUCCAAUUUCAGGACUAAUUACACCUGUGAUUGCCCCAUAGGCUUCACUGGAAUGGACUGUGAAACAUACUCUGGAUGUGCAAGUGACCCCUGUCAGAAUGGAGCAACUUGCGGUCAGAAUAUAGACAACACAUACACAUGUACAUGCCCUCCAGGAUAUGUUGGAGUUUUCUGUGAAACUGAACUUGAUGGUUGUGAUCCUAACCCUUGUGACAAUGGAGCUACCUGUAUGAACCUCCUGGGAGACUACAACUGUACCUGUGCAGCAGGAUGGAAGGGAAUCAAUUGCUCAGAAGAAUUCAAUGCAUGUGGCAGUGACCCGUGUCAGAAUGGAGCUAACUGUACCAACGUCCUCAACUCCUACACAUGCACAUGUCCACCAGGAUACUUUGGAAUGGACUGUGAAAAUGUUGAAAAUGCAUGUGAUGGUAACGGAUGUCUUAAUGGUGCCACUUGCAAUGAUUUCAUCACCUUCUACACCUGCACAUGCCCAAUAGACUAUACUGGAGAGAACUGCGAGACGGAACUAGAUGCUUGUGAUCCUGACCCAUGUCAGAAUGGAGCAACAUGCAACAAUUUCUUUACUUCCUACAACUGUACCUGCCCUCCUGGGUAUGAUGGCACCAACUGUGAGAUAGAUGUGGAUGCAUGUGACCCUGACUUGUGUAUGAAUGGAGCAACCUGUGUGAAUAACAUCAGCAACUACACCUGUGUCUGCGCUCCAGGAUGGACAGGAGUCAACUGUGAAACAAGAUUGUUUGCAUGUGAGUCGGACCCAUGUCUGAACGGAGCUACCUGUAAUGAAUUCAACUCAUUCUAUGUGUGUACUUGCCCACUCGGGUAUACAGGCAACAACUGUGAAAUAGAAAUUGACCCCUGUAACUCCAGUCCGUGUGAGAAUGGUGCAACUUGUAACAACAUGAUAACCAACUACAUCUGUGACUGCGCUGUUGGUUAUGAGGGAGUCCACUGUGAAUCAGUAACGGACAACUGUUUAAGUGAUCCAUGUCAAAAUGGUGCUUUCUGUUUAAAUCAAGUUGGAUUGGUCAUCUGUGUCUGCCAGCCAGGAUAUGAAGGCACUCAGUGUGAGACAGAUACCAAUGAGUGCUCCAGCGAUCCAUGUUUGAAUGAUGGUACCUGUACAGACUUAUCCAAUGGAUACAGUUGUCAGUGUGCCCCUGGAUAUACUGGAUUAAACUGUGAAAUAAAUACCAACGAGUGCUCCAGCGAUCCAUGUUUGAAUGGUGGUACCUGUACAGAUUUAGCUAAUGGAUACAGUUGUCAGUGUGCCCCUGGAUAUACUGGAUUUAACUGUGAAAUAAAUAACAAUGAGUGUGGUAGCGAUCCUUGUCUGAAUGGAGGUACGUGUAUGGAUGAUGUCAAUAGUCAUACUUGCAUCUGUGCACCAGGAUAUACAGGAUCUAACUGUGAGACUGAUAUUGAUGAGUGUGCAAACAAUCCUUGUUUGAAUGGAGCCACGUGCAUAGACAUGAUCAAUGGCUUCAUGUGUAUGUGUGUACCAGGCUAUGAAGGUACAUUCUGUGAGACAGAUAUCAAUGAAUGUGCAUCAAACCCAUGUGAGAACGGUGCCAUGUGCCAGAACCUUAUCAAUCAGUUCUUUUGUGUGUGUCCCAACGGAUUCACUGGGCUGAGAUGUGAGGAAGAAAACGAUUGCAUCCAGUCGGUCGACAUUCCGGUGAAUGGAGCAUAUGAGAUAUUCUCUCCAAACUACCCCAAUGAAUACAGCAGCCGUCGCUUCUGUCGCUGGCUGAUCAGGAUCUCUGAGCCACGUAGGAUGCGCCGGAUCUCUGAGCCACUUAGGAUGCGUCUGAUCUUCACAGACUUCAGUACCCGCGAGGGAUUGGACUUCCUUGAGGCUGGCAACGGACAGGACCCCAAUGACCGAAAUUCUUUGGUGGUACGUGCCUCAGGAAGCACCAUCCCAUCCAACUUUGACUCCACGUCAACUGGUUUGUGGGUUGUAUUCACUUCUGGAGAAGAGACAGGUGAUUUCACAGCCAGGGGCUUCUCAAUCAAGAUCAUGGAUGAGGCAUUGGCAUACAACUGUAAUGGUUUCCCCUGUCUCCAUGGCUCAGACUGUACCCAGACUGGCAAUGGCAUCAAUGAUUUCAUGUGCUAUUGCAUAGCUGGGUGGUAUGGAACCCUUUGUGAGAAUGAGAUCCCUGUUGGUGCAAAUCCAUGUGACUAUGAUCAGUGCGAGAAUGGCGCCACUUGUGAGGCAAGUGGGACCAGCUAUCUAUGUAACUGUGCACCAGGCUUCCAAGGCAGAUACUGUGAAGAGGUGAUGCCUGAUGCCUGUGCCACCGCCCCAUGUCAGAAUGGAGCUCUAUGUGUCAGCCAAGGAAGCCAGUACACCUGUCAAUGUAACGCAGGAUAUACAGGAACUUACUGUGAAAUAAAUAUCCAAGAGUGCAACAGCAAUCCUUGUUUGAAUGGAGGCCAGUGUAUUGAUGACAUCAAUGGAUACAUCUGUGUCUGUGUUAAUGGCUUUACCGGUGUUCACUGUCAAAUAGCACCACCUGAUCCAUGCGCAGAUAAUCUCUGCUUCAAUGGAGCUACCUGUGUACAAGAUGGCUUCACUGCAUAUAUCUGUAUAUGCAUGGAUGGAUUCUUUGGGGAACUCUGCCAAUUUGGGAGUUCAUGUUCUAGUGACCCGUGUCUGAAUGGAGCAACCUGUGUCGAUGUGAGCAACUUUGAAUAUGAAUGCUUUUGUUCACCCGGCUAUACUGGAUCAAGAUGUGAACAAGAAAUUGAAGUCGAUCCUUGUGACGCCAGGCCUUGCAAGUUUGGAACAUGCAUGAACAUCGGAGAAGGAGAAUAUCGUUGCGCAUGUAAUCCCGGUUGGACUGGCACCAAUUGCAAUUUAGACAUUAAUGAGUGUGGAGAGAGCCCAUGUAAGAAUGAUGGUUCAUGCUUUAAUACACUUGGAAGCUACAGAUGUUACUGUUCCAAUGGAUACUCCGGUACAAAUUGUGACAGAGGUUUUGAAAGGCUGGUAGAUGUGGAAGAUCGUGAUAAAGCACCUUCGAGUUCUAAGUUUGCAGAUACUGGCAACCCUGAUACUGGAUCCCAGACCAAUGAUGAUACAGCAUCAGAGCUGCUGAUAGAGCCUUGGUGGAUAGCGGUCAUCUGUAUUCUUGUUGUGCUCAUCGUUAUAUUUGUUGUUGUUCUGGGCUGUCUAUGCACAAGACCAGGCGAAAAGUCUUUUGUUUAACAGCAGCUUACUGGAACUAGUUACCUGAGAUAUGCAAUACGACACAUGAGAAGGGAUGUAGUUGAUGAUAGUAGGUGACACCGAACGAAUCCAGUAAUGAAAGAUCACAAUCUCGUUGUGGUAUUAUUUAGAGCAAUACAGUAGAUGAAAAGUAUGAUAUAUCAAAGUAUCCAAUACUUUAAGAAAAUCAUACAUAUGUGCAUUUAUAUUUAUGGACGGAAAAGUUAUGAGUCAGAAGAAUUAAUAUGCAUGAUCUAUUUGGAAAUUUUGAUGUCAGAAAUAUAAUUUGACAUCGUUGAAAGGCCAAAUAUCUUUUUAACAAUAUUCAAUACCAAAUUUCUUUUUAUUCAACUCAGACAAGUUUUUUAGACGAGCUGCAAGUUAUUUUGUGUUAAUUGUUUUAUCUCUAUACAGUUCUAUUGAAUGCAAAUCUUUUCAAAUAUUUCAGCUGUUUUUCAACUGUCUUUAACUGUCCUUGCUCAUGUUUAUCUUUUAUUUUUGUUGUUUUAAUAUAUUGUUUUCACGUGUCUUUGUCAUAAUGCAUUGUACAUAAUAUGUUGUUCUCAUUUAUUCGUUCAGUUUCAAAGUAUUUAUCUAAGUUAGAAGUUCUGUCAUUUUCAAAUUAUUUUGUACCUUUACUCUAUACUUUUCUAUGUAACUGUGCGUUGUUAAUGCUAUGAUGUUCAUCCUAAUUUCUUAUUUUAGGGAUGAGUUUAAUAUAUUGAAAUCAUAACUUAUUGUAUCUUAUCUUGGUUUAUCUCAUAUUAUAAUCUUUAAGAUAGUAAAGAUUUAAAACAGAAGCACAGUAUUUAAAGGACUUUGGAUGAAACAAUAUUGUCUUUUGUGUAUUUCUGUUGUUUAUCAUUAAAUUUCACUUAUAUGUACAGGUGGAUAAAAAAAAUGUCAGAAUGUGCAAGGUGAUUUCCGAAGAAUAAUUCUUGGUGGGAAAGUGGGGAUUUCUGGCUUCAUUCAAUUUUCAAUUAAAAAUGUAAAUAUUCAACUCAGUACUUGUAGAUAAAUAAAUGUAUUUCAUUUUAUUUAUUAAGCCAGUAUAUAUUUCGUUAUGGAUGACUAAUUUUAUAAAAUACAAUAAAAGGUUCAUGGAAUCUUCAACACUAAUUUUUCUUGAACAAUGGGAUUAAUGCUUAGCAUAUGCAUCCUGUGAAGGGGUUUGAUUAUGAGAUAGCCAGCAACAUACACUGUCAUUCGAAUAAAUUCGGAUUGUGGACCUGAUUUUAAUUAUUCAUUCAGCAAUAAUUACAAACUAGUCAGUACAUAUGCAGAUAGUAGUGAAUGUAGAAAACAAUCAGUUUCUUACAUUCAACAUUCCACUCUUCUUAUAUUGUAUAUUAAGACUGCUUUUGGUGCUACAGUUUGACUUGAAUAGCAAUGUGAUGGUAUCCAAUUUAGUUUCCAAGUACGUACAUGUAGUUUUAGAUAACCAAUUUAAUUUCUAUGUAUUGUAGGCAUUUUUGUUAUUGUUAAUGUGCAUAAUAUAAUGAAGUGGACUUAGUGAUUAUAAUUUUUACUAUUAUGUAAAAUCAGUUUUUGUACAUUGUAUUUUCCUUUUUCAUAUUUUUAUACAUAUAAGCAUAUUUAAUAAAUGAUACGAAACCUAUUGGCUACAUGAA
Messenger RNA from Strongylocentrotus purpuratus (purple sea urchin), 48639 nucleotides. RefSeq lists its product as uncharacterized. The record is from RefSeq and is a predicted model, not a curated record. The transcript has 246 exons. Gene Ontology annotation, molecular function: calcium ion binding. The coding region runs from base 32 to 47008 and encodes 15658 amino acids. NCBI's taxonomy places the organism in Eukaryota, Metazoa, Echinodermata, Echinoidea, Camarodonta, Strongylocentrotidae.